Messenger RNA from Pelobates cultripes (western spadefoot toad), 50378 nucleotides. NCBI's taxonomy places the organism in Eukaryota, Metazoa, Chordata, Amphibia, Anura, Pelobatidae. The record is from the annotation of a GenBank genome assembly.
CCUCUACCCACACAAAGAUGGCGGCGUCCUGAAUAUAGAUCGGGACAGAAAAUAAAGAUUAAAAAAUAGGUAAUGUGGGGGGCUUAGGGGCAUUUGGGGGCGACUAGGGGGUCAAUUAAAGAUAGUGGAGGCGGGAGAGGGGUUAAAAAAAAACGGGAUUUGGCCAUGACAGUGCCGCUUUAAUAGUAAGCUAAAGUUAUCAUAGCAGGAGAACUACUGAAGAUGAGAUUGUGAGAGGGAGCGCUAAGAGAGGGCUAGGAAGAUAGACUAAGAGAGAGAGAGAGAGAGAGAGAUCAUUUUACAGAGACAUGUAGUGUGUACAGUAUAUCUCUGUAUUGCAGCUCUGUGUAAUCCAUCACAAUGAUCCUGGCUGUGUGGAGUAGUUAUGAGUAUCUCAUUAUUGUUCCCAGUUCUGUGUUAUUUAUCUGUAUUUUACUCAGCUCUGCUAGUUGUAUGGGUUUGUGUGUAGUUUACCAAGCUCUGUGUAUUGUGUAGGUAUCUUUGUGUUGCGCCCAGCUCUGUGUAUGAAAUCUCUUUUUUUUUCUCAGCUCUGUUUGUGGUAUGGUUAUCUCUGUAUUGUGUACGCAGCUUUAUGUAUUUAUAAAUCUUUAGAUUAUCUAUAGAUUGUAGAUCUUUAUGUUGUGCCCAGCUUGUUUAAUUGUAUGAUUAUCUAUGUAUUAUGCUUAGCUCUCUGUAUUGUAUAAGGAUCUCUGUAUUAUGCUUAGCUCUCUGUAUUGGAUGAGGAUCUCUGUAUUAUGCUUAGCUCUCUGUAUUGUAUGAGAAUCUCCGUAUUGUGCAAAGCUCUCUGUAUUGGAUGAGAAUCUCCGUAUUGUGCUUAGCUCUCUGUAUUGUAUGAGUAUCUCCGUAUUAUGCUUAGCUCUCUGUAUUGGAUGAGUAUCUCUGUAUUAUGCUUAGCUCUCUGUAUUGUAUGAGGAUCUCUGUAUUAUGCUUAGCUCUCUGUAUUGGAUGAGAAUCUCUGUAUUGUGCUUAGCUCUCUGUAUUGUAUGAGUAUCUCUGUAUUAUGCUUAGCUCUCUGUAUUGGAUGAGAAUCUCUGUAUUAUGCUUAGCUCUCUGUAUUGUAUGAGGAUCUCUGUAUUAUGCUUAGCUCUCUGUAUUGGAUGAGUAUCUCUGUAUUAUGCUUAGCUCUCUGUAUUGUAUGAGGAUCUCUGUAUUAUGCUUAGCUCUCUGUAUUGGAUGAGUAUCUCUGUAUUAUGCUUAGCUCUCUGUAUUGGAUGAGGAUCUCUGUAUUAUGCUUAGCUCUCUGUAUUGGAUGAGGAUCUCUGUAUUAUGCUUAGCUCUCUGUAUUGGAUGAGGAUCUCUGUAUUAUGCUUAGCUCUCUGUAUUGGAUGAGGAUCUCUGUAUUAUGCUUAGCUCUCUGUAUUGGAUGAGUAUCUCUGUAUUAUGCUUAGCUCUCUGUAUUGGAUGAGUAUCUCUGUAUUAUGCUUAGCUCUCUGUAUUGGAUGAGUAUCUCUGUAUUAUGCUUAGCUCUCUGUAUUGGAUGAGUAUCUCUGUAUUAUGCUUAGCUCUCUGUAUUGGAUGAGGAUCUCUGUAUUAUGCUUAGCUCUCUGUAUUGGAUGAGAUCUCUGUAUUAUGCUUAGCUCUCUGUAUUGGAUGAGAUCUCUGUAUUAUGCUUAGCUCUCUGUAUUGGAUGAGUAUCUCUGUAUUAUGCUUAGCUCUCUGUAUUGGAUGAGUAUCUCUGUAUUAUGCUUAGCUCUCUGUAUUGGAUGAGUAUCUCUGUAUUAUGCUUAGCUCUCUGUAUUGGAUGAGUAUCUCUGUAUUAUGCUUAGCUCUCUGUAUUGGAUGAGGAUCUCUGUAUUAUGCUUAGCUCUCUGUAUUGGAUGAGUAUCUCUGUAUUAUGCUUAGCUCUCUGUAUUGGAUGAGUAUCUCUGUAUUAUGCUUAGCUCUCUGUAUUGGAUGAGUAUCUCUGUAUUAUGCUUAGCUCUCUGUAUUGGAUGAGUAUCUCUGUAUUAUGCUCAGCUCUCUGUAUUGGAUGAGAAUCUCUGUAUUAUGCUUAGCUCUCUGUAUUGUAUGAGUAUCUCUGUAUUAUGCUUAGCUCUCUGUAUUGGAUGAGUAUCUCUGUAUUAUGCUUAGCUCUCUCUCUGUAUUAUGCUCAGCUCUCUGUAUUGGAUGAGAAUCUCUGUAUUAUGCUUAGCUCUCUGUAUUGUAUGAGUAUCUCUGUAUUAUGCUUAGCUCUCUGUAUUGGAUGAGGAUCUCUGUAUUAUGCUUAGCUCUCUGUAUUGGAUGAGAAUCUCUGUAUUAUGCUUAGCUCUCUGUAUUGUAUGAGUAUCUCUGUAUUAUGCUCAGCUCUCUGUAUUGGAUGAGAAUCUCUGUAUUAUGCUUAGCUCUCUGUAUUGUAUGAGUAUCUCUGUAUUAUGCUUAGCUCUCUGUAUUGUAUGAGGAUCUCUGUACUGUAUAGGGAGGAGUAAAAUGCUGGGGGAGGAGUCUGGAGCCCCACCAUUUUAAAACUUCACCAGCCACUGGAUCUAAGAUGGAGGCACCCAUUUGCAGAAUAAAGAGGUGCUGAUUUUAGAUUUAGAUUUAUUUAUAACACCUCAGAAAUAUAUAUUUAAUAAAUAUAGGGAUAAAUAAACAUAAUAUAAAAAAUUCUGGAAAGUGACAGUUCCACUUCAAAGUGAGCAAGACUUGCUUAAAGUCAUAAAACAUACCUAUAUUUUAUCUUAAAGGACUAAUCCAACCACCACAACCACUUCUGCUUUUUGAAGUGGUCAUGGUUGUAGGAGUCUGGAUGUGCAAUAUUACAGGUUGAACUCUGUUCUGAGCUGCCUAAUAUCAAUUAUGUGCACAAAAAAAAGUCUGUGAUCGGUGCACAAUACACACUGCCAGCAGACGUAACUGCAUCUCCCAUGCAGCCAGAGCUGUUAGAUUUGUCCGAUCUGUAGUUUUUGUGAUCAGUAACCACAAUUUCAAUUUCAGCUGCAUUCAAUUUGGCUGAGUGAAGCAAAUUAACCAAUCAAAAUAAAUAUAAAAUUUUUGCAAUGGCGGCUUAGUUCCCCUCCCCCCAGCCCUCCCCCACCUUAAUUUUCCUAUUUUGCAGCAGUAAAAUUCAUAACCGGACAAUUUCAUAAUUCUUUAUUUAAUAUUUCUCUUUUAAAAAUUCUAUUACUUAUAACUGUAUAUAAAAAAAAAAAAUGAGUUUAAUAAUGAAGAAGCUACAAGCAAACCCAUGUUUAUAACGCAUUGCUGUCACAUAGAGUUUAUGAAAUUAUGCUGUUUUGGAGUUGUUGGUAGAUUUCGAUUAAAAAAAAUUAAUCGUGGGAAAAGCUAUUACCCUUUUUCAUUCUUAGGAAGACCCUCCUAUACUGUUAUUACCUUUUUACAUAGUCAGAGUCACUCUGCUUCAAGAAAUCCGCUGUACCUCAUUCCUCAUUCCACCAGCAUUCUUAAAUGCGGAUGAGGUCAAAACACUCAUUUAGAUUUGCUGAGUUUCAACUGUACAGUACCAAAAGUCAAAGUUGAAACCGUAGUUUGAGACACGCACAACAUAAAAGGACUUUUAUAUUUAUUGUGAAUGUCUCUUGUAUUUUUUAUGAAAGCAUAUGUGGCGGUCUGCCAGAAUAUCACCGCCACGGAUGCCCUUUUCCCAAAUACACAAACAUGAAUAAUCGCAAAGGUAAAAGUAUCACGGCUGUUCCAUAACCCCCAUACAUGAGCCAAAGUUUAAUACUGGGGGAAGACUGCUUUAUUUGGAGCCACACAUGGGUUUUUAUGCAAAAGCCCCAACACAGGGUUUUUUAAUACAGAAAAACAGGGAAAUCCCUCCCAUGAUCCUCUGUACCUGAGAGAUAAUUAUCAGAAUACACAUGACUAAUUCAGUUAUCUCUCAGAGACAGAAAAAUCAUAAAUUUCUUAACCACCCCAAAAUACAUGGAAACCCCACAAAAGUCACAACCCCGGCUAUCCUGGAUCUGGGCGAACAUUAUAUCCAAAAAUCACCCAGAUCCGUUUGGUAGUUUUGGAUCGCCAUCGCAGGGAAGUUCUGACCGGUCUGCCACAAGGUUGAAGCCCAAAAUAGUUCUAGGGAAAUUGUGGCAAGAGCCAGUCUCUGUUCCUGGGGUUUUGUACGAAAACCAUAUACCGUAUAUACUCGAGUAUAAGUCGACCCGAAUAUAAGUCGAGGCACCUAAUUUUACCCCCAAAAACUGGGAAAACGUAUUGACUCGAGUAUUAUUUAUUUAUAAAAUAUUUUACCAGGAAAGAUACAUUGAGAUUUCUCUCGUUUUCAAGUAUGUCCUGGGUACACAAAUCAUUGCAUUGUUACAUUAGAGUACAACAAAAUACAAAAACAAUAUUAAUACACUAUAUAUACAAAAUAAGCCUAGGGUGGGAAAUACAGCAGCUACUGGUAAAUGUCUAAAUAAAAUUAGAACCCCCAAAAAUUAUAUUAAUUAAAUAUUUAUUUACAGUGUGUGUGUAUAUAAUGAAUGCAGUGUGUGUGUCUGUUUGUGUAGUGUGUGUAUAUAAUGAAUGCAGUGUGUAUAUACAAUGAAUGCAGUGUGUGUGUGUAUUUAAUGCAGAGUGUGUGUGUGUAUAUAUUAUGCAGUGUGUGUGUAUGAAUGCAGUGUGUGUAUGUGAUGCAGAGUGUGUGUGUGUAUGUGAUGCAGAGUGUGUUUGUGUAUGUGAUGCAGAGUGUAUAACCUUGGUGGGUGGAGGGCAUUUUUAUUAUUUAUUUUUUUAUUAUUUUACUAUUAAAUUUUAUUUUAAUUUUUUUAAUAUUAUUACAUUUUUGUUUUGUUUUAUUAUAAUAUUUAAAAAAAAUUUUUAUUUUUUUGUCCCCCCUCCCUGCUUGAUACAUGGCCAAGGAGGGGGGCUAUAUUAUUCCCUGGUGGGGAUGUGCCGAAAAACUUGCCUUAUACUCGAGUAUAUACGGUAAGGUUGUCCCAACCACGUGCGUUCGCAUGCACGAAAUGGUGGCCACCCGGUGGAGCAUUCUGUGGUGGAAUCUCGGUAAAAAUAAAUUUAGUAGGCCGAGAUUACCACGUGGCAUGUGUACGUGCAUAUGCUGACGUAUCGAUCAGUUGGUUGCACGAGGCAAGAUACGAUCAGUAGUGUACGGAGCAUGUGCAAGAAUACAGGAUGUAGUAUUCCCCUCCUCCAUUGUGCUGGACAAGCCAUGCGGUCAAGCAGGAAGUUAAUUCUUAUUUGUAAUGAUUGGUCAAGAGAAUGUGCGGGUGGAGCUUAAUAUGGGAGGAGUUAUGUGCCUAUAUAGGGAGCCUGCACUAUUGUUCAGGGCUCAGAACUUGCUGUAUUUUUGGUGACAUUAGUCCCUCUGAGUCCCGAUCGGUGAUCCAAUAAAGAAUCUCUUCCUUCCUGAAGAAACCUGUGUCCAUCCCUCUGUGCUUUGCUUCCGUCAGUUUCUCCGGUAUCAUUUGGUGCAUUGGCCGGGAAGCUCAUCGUUCAACGGUAGCUGAGAGGCAGAGGCGUGAGACGGUCUAUCUUUGCCCACGUUCUCUACGGCUGCACCCCUGAACUUCUGCGUGGACCUCCCUUCGUCUCGGCGCCACUGGUCUGUUGUCCAGGAGAUCAUCGGCCUCUACGUAAGAAGUGCUGGGGUGUCCCCGUCGAUGAGUGUGAACUCAGGUUCAGGAACGAGGAGGUAAGACAACUGCUGUUUUAGACGGCAGACCCACUAGGGGUAUACCGAUUGUGCGGUAGGCCCAAAAGGGGUUUAAAUCUGUGUAUGGAAUCUGCCCCCUCUGUCGGAGGGAAGGAGCGAAGGCGCACCGCUCGAUCGAACGCUCUUUAGUAAGACCGUUUGAUCUGGUUAGUCAGGCGGGGUCCUGUGUAAAUAGCCCUAGCCGGACACCGGUGUCUUGUCUAGACUAGCGUUCUAGGGUGUAUAUUACGUUCGCUAGGUCGGAGGGACCGGGAGACUAAGCGGCGCCUGUGUAAAUUCGGUUCGCUAGCUCUCAACCUAUCUUGGCUAAGUGGGAAGGCGUGUAAAUUUGGAACCCACUAGACUUUUGAUAGAGUAAAUAGACUAGAAGGGCAAUUUUGUAAAUUUCGCCCUCUAGUUCGCUAUAUGUGGUGUUUGGGCAGUGUGGCUAACCAAAACGGGUGUAUAUAGUUUUAGGUAGUCCAUUCAAGGUACUGGCCAAUAGUUUAGUUGGGAUUGUAAAUGUGUUAAAGAUUGUUAGUAAAGUGUAUAUCUUGUUAGAUAGCGCGAGCUCAGCCGUCUAGCGAGAGUGUUAAUAGUGUGUUGCUGUAUCAUAGUGCACGGUACCAUAACCCUGUAUAUUUACUGACACUGUAUAUAAGUACUAAUCAUUGUCGUCUAUUGCAUGUUUAACACCGUAACCACUAAUAAUUGUAUUGUGACCUUAAAUUGUGCUUUGACCUAUGCUAACCGUACUGUAACCGAUACUAGUAAAAGACGAUGUUACUGGGGUGUGUUAUAGACGGGUAAUUCAUAUAUAGAGAAUUAUAGCGUGGGUGACUGUAUAGUUUCGCCAAAGGGCAUAAUAUUGAUUAUUUAGUGACUGGUGUAACAGCUGUGUGUGUACGGGAAUUCCCUGAGUGAUUAUUGUGUUAUUGUGUACGUUUCACUCGGUAACUGUACCACGUGGUGCUGUUGCCAGAGGAAACGGGUGUGACUGUUGAAUAAGAACGCGUGCAUAGUAUUCGUUGUCAACGACGUUCCAUUGAUAAGUAUGGGCGCGUCAGAGUCAACGAUUUCGGAUCCCUUAGGUUGUAUGGUAAAGAAUUUUAAAAAGGGAUUCAAAACAUGUGAUUUUGGGGUUAAAAUGUCUCCUGUACGUUUGGUCACUUUGUGCACUAGGGAGUGGCCUAUUUUGGUUGCGGCAUGGCCGCCGCGUGGCAGUUUGGAUCCAACCCUGGUACAGCGUGUACACGUGGCUGUGUCAGGUAGGCCUGAACUUUACGGACAGUUUCCAUACAUUGAUUGUUGGGGGCAGGCCGUAAACGACUCGCCAAAAUGGAUCCGGAUAUGCCACGAGGAGCAAUGUCGCCUCAUGGUGGCCAGGACUUGUUUGUCCACUAGGACUGGUGUUAGGCCCAUUUUGGACACGCCCCCUGAGUCCGAGAUCCCUUUGCCGCCUCCUUACUUUCCUUUAAGAGGAAGUGACGCGAAUGCAGGAAGCUCUGCACCCCUUCCCCUAUUGCCCCCAUCCACUUCCGCUUCCUCCUCCAGUACAGAAUCCACCCCCCCUCGUAUUAAAACUCCCCUUCCGGAACCAGGACCAACCCCCAUUAGAUUUGAAUAUCCUGAUUUGGCGCCACUUCAAACUUCCGGUCAAGCUUCUUCUAGCUCGGCUCGGAGUAUACUAUUCACUAACUUUUCCCAAAAUCAAGUUCCCACAUCCUCAUGCCCUAUUACCUCUCGACCGGAACCUUUAACUGACGCCCCUCCACGUAGCCCCAUACUAACCCGACAACUGACCGGUACCCAACAAUUAAAACAUUAUCAGAUGCCUCUUCGUCUGAAUCCUGGGUCAGCCUAUAUCGAUGCCGCAGGUCAAAUGGCACAUGCUGACCCAGUCUUCGUAUAUGUCCCGUUCACGACUACCGAUCUCUUGAAUUGGAAGACCCACAAUUCCUCGUACACUGAGAAACCACAAGCUAUGACCGAUCUGUUCACCUCGAUAGUUCAGACACAUAACCCGACAUGGGCUGAUUGCCAGCAGUUAUUAAUGACAUUGUUCAAUAAUGAGGAAAGGACAAGGAUUAACCAAGCGGCCAUUAAGGCGCUAGAGGAGAGAGCCCGUGCUUUAAAUCAAGCCAAUCCGGCAGCAUGGGCCGCAACACAUUACCCUAACACCGAUCCUGACUGGAAUGUAAAUGGCGCAGAUAUGGCUCAACUUAAAGCCUAUAGAGAUGCUAUAAUUGCUGGCAUGAAAGCCGGAGGGAAGAAAGCUAUUAACAUGUCGAAGACAGUUGAGGUGAUUCAGAAAAGUGAUGAAGCGCCCAGUGUCUUUUAUGACCGAUUAUUGGAGGCAUACCGCUUGUAUACCCCCUUUAAUCCGGAAGACGCUGAUAAUUCCCGAAUGGUAAACUCCGCCUUUGUCAGCCAAGCUUACGGAGAUAUUAAGCGCAAGCUACAGAAAUUAGAAGGGUUUGCAGGUAUGUCUAUCACCCAACUAAUGGAGGUAGCGAACAAAGUAUAUAUGAAUAGGGAAACAGAAAGUAAGAAAGAGGAAGAGCGCAAGAUGCGUAGAAAGGCAGAUAUGCUAGCGGUAGCGAUCGCAGGCGUAGAUAGACGGGGCCCAGAUAGAGGCGAUGGUAGAUGGAAUAGGGAGCCUUUGAGUAGGAAUCAGUGCGCGUACUGUAAGGAAGAAGGGCAUUGGAGGAACGAGUGUCCGCAAAGAGAGCAGUAUGAGAGAGACUUACCCAGGGCAGGUUACGGAAACUUUAGAGGCAGAGCGAGAGGUAGAGGAGGCCCCGGAGGGAGUAAUGGUAAUAGAGGGAGUAAUGGGAACAGAGGAAGUGUAAGGGAAGAUAGGUACUAUCCAGCAGCGCAAAGGUCCCGCGAUAGAGAAGGUAGGGACUUUGUGGGAUUGGCUGACACGGUCAUGGAGGACUAUUGAUACCGACCGGGCUCCAUCCCCCUUGGUCGAGCGGAGCCUAUGGUCGAUGUAUCAAUAGGGGGAAAAAGGAGUGCGUUUAUGAUCGACACUGGUGCUGAACAUUCGGUGGUGACUAAUCAAGUUGCUCCUCCAUCUGGAAGAACUAUUACUGUAAUAGGAGCAACUGGAAGAAGUGCUGAAAAACCGGUUCUUAAAAGUCGACUCUGUACAUUGGGAGGCCACGUAGUAAAACAUCAAUUCCUUUAUAUGCCUGAGUGUCCAGUCCAAUUGCUGGGACGUGAUAUGCUAUCCAAAUUACAAGCGCAGAUUACGUUCCUACCAAAUGGAACAACAUCCUUAAAGUUUAAUGGACCCUCAGGUAUUAUGACAUUGUCCGUACCAAAGGAAGAAGAGUGGCGACUUUAUACAGUGUUGACUAGCCAAAACCCGAGGAGUGAUGAAUCCUUAUUUAACAUACCAGGAGUUUGGGCAGAGAACAACCCACCAGGACUGGCCCGCAAUAUUCCACCUAUUAAAAUCGAACUAAAACUUGGGGUUUAUCCAGUAAGCCUGAGACAAUAUCAUAUUCCGCAGAAGGCUAAGAAGAACAUCCAAUCUUAUCUGGAUAAGUUCAUACGGUAUGGUAUCCUAAAAUUCUGUACUUCCCCCUGGAACACCCCAUUGCUGCCUGUUCAAAAGCCCGGUACAGAUGAGUAUCGACCUGUGCAGGACUUGAGAGCAGUCAAUGAUGCGGUUGUUAGUAUACAUCCAGUCGUGCCCAAUCCAUAUAACCUGCUUGCUUUAAUUCCGGGCGGGGCUACUUACUUUACAGUCUUAGAUCUCAAAGAUGCCUUCUUUUGCCUCCGAAUUGCCGCAGAAAGCCAAUGUAUCUUCGCUUUCCAAUGGGAAAAUGCUGUAACGGGCUCGAAACGCCAAAUGACCUGGACAAGAUUGCCCCAGGGGUUUAAAAAUUCACCUACCCUAUUUGGUUCAGCUCUAAGUCAAGAUCUACUAGAUUUCGAGUCUAUCCCAGGAGAGUGUGUAUUAUUACAAUAUGUAGAUGACUUGUUGAUAGCAGCAGUUACAAAGGAAGUAUGUCAGCAAGCAACGCACGAUCUACUACACAUUCUCUGGAAGGCAGGAUACAAGGUGUCAAGAAGGAAGGCUCAGUUGUGUUUGCCAACUGUCAAAUAUCUGGGAUUCCAUAUCUCUGAAGGUCAAAGAAUUAUGGGGCCAGAGAGAAAAGAAGCUGUGUGCCAAAUACCGAUACCCAGGAAUAGAAGACAAGUGCGAGAAUUCUUGGGGGCAGCAGGCUUCUGUAGGAUAUGGAUUCCCAGCUACGCGAUACUGGCAAAACCUCUGUAUGCAGCUAUCAAAGGUACAGAGCACGACCCCUUCUUAUGGACUCAAGAACAGCAAACGGCAUUCGAAGAUGUGAAGAGGGCUUUGAUGAGUGCCCCAGCAUUAGGUCUACCUGACCACACACGGCCAUUCUACCUGUAUGUACAUGAGCAAAGAAGAAUGGCUGUGGGAGUAUUGACACAGUACUUGGGAUCAUGGCAAAGACCUGUUGCCUACAUGUCUAAGCAACUGGAUGCAGUGGCCAGCGGACUUCCACCUUGUCUAAGAGCUGUAGCUGCAGCCGCCCUGCUAGUAGCUGAAGCCGAUAAACUCACUCUGGGUCAAGAACUUUAUGUACGAGUUCCACAUGCAGUACAGACGUUGUUGGAUUACAAAGGAAAUCAUUGGUUUAGUAACAGCCGUAUGACCAAGUAUCAAGCAAUGUUGUGUGAAAACCCAAGAGUGCAUUUAGAGACUGUAAAUACCUUAAAUCCAGCUACCCUUUUGCCACAACCUACUGAAAGUCAACAUGAUUGUUUGGAAGUAAUGGAUGAAGUAUUUUCAAGUAGACCAGAUCUUCGUGAUUUUCCCAUCCAGAACCCUGAUGUUCAAUAUUACACCGACGGCAGUAGUUAUGUAAAAGAAGGGAUCCGCUAUGCAGGAUAUGCAGUAACAACGAUAGACAAGGUGAUAGAAGCUCGGCCACUGGCAAAAGGAACAUCAGCACAAAAGGCAGAAUUGAUAGCACUGACACGAGCGUUACAAUUGGCUGAAGGUUUAAGAGUGAACAUCUACACGGACUCCAAGUAUGCGUUUUUAACCACUCAUGCCCACGGAGCUUUGUAUAAAGAAAGAGGACUAUUGAAUUCAGAAGGCAAAGAAAUCAAAUACGCAGCUGAGAUCCUACAACUAUUGGAAGCAGUGUGGGAGCCGAAAGAAGUCGGUAUUAUACAUUGUCGGGCGCAUCUGAGAGGAGAUGGUGAUGUAACCAAAGGGAAUCGGAUGGCAGAUAGUGCAGCUAAGCGUGCUGCUGAAUCAGGAAGACAGGAAUAUGUGGGGCAUAUAGCUGCUCUUAUACCAACUCCACUGUCUCAAUGGACUCCAAUUUAUACAGCUCAAGAAGAGGAGUGGUUAAGGACUGAACCUGGAAAGUAUUUGGAGAACAAAUGGUAUCAGUUAGAAGAUGGAAGAAUAGUUAUUCCAGCAUCACUAGCGGUAGAAAUUGUCCAAAACUAUCAUAACGGGACACAUUCUGGGAGAGACAGUACAGAAGAAUCUCUCAGAAAACAUUUCUACAUACCAAGAUUGUCCAACUUGACUCAGGCCAUUGUACGUAGAUGUGUAACGUGUGCUAAAAAUAAUGCAAGACAAGGACCAGUAAAGCCACCAGGAGUCCAGUUUAUGGGGGGACUUCCCAUGUCCGAUUUACAAAUUGACUAUACAGUGAUGCCUAAAUCGGGUGGACAUCGCUACCUGCUGGUAGUGGUGUGCACCUAUUCAGGCUGGGUAGAAGCAUGUCCUACUCGUACAGAGAAAGCAGGAGAAGUCGUGAGAUUCCUGCUACGAGAAAUAAUACCCCGAUAUGGACUACCCUGCUCUAUAGGAUCGGACAAUGGUCCAGCUUUUGUUCAUCAGUGCCUACAACAAUUGACUCAUAUGCUUGGUAUAAAGUGGAGGCUUCAUACGGCAUAUAGACCCCAGAGUUCUGGUAAGGUAGAGAGAAUGAAUAGAACUAUUAAGAAUCAGUUGGCUAAAAUGUGUCAGGAAACCCAACUUAAGUGGAACGUUCUCUUGCCCAUAGCUCUAUUGCGAAUCCGUAGUACACCUACCAGAAGGAUGGGCCUCUCUCCUUUUGAAAUCAUGUACGGGCGACCACCUCCCGUGCUUGGUAACUUAAGGGGGGAUUUGAGUCAGUUGGGAGAAGGAAUUACCCGGCAGCAGGUUGUAGAGUUGGGUAAGACUAUGGAGGAGGUACAGAAAUGGGUACAAGAUAGAUUACCUGUGAAUAUUUAUCCCCCAAUUCAUAGUUACCACCCAGGCGACCAAGUGUGGAUUAAAGAGUGGAAUAAUGUGCCGUUAGGGCCCAAGUGGAGAGGUCCUUAUGUUGUUCUUCUGUCUACCCCUACAGCGAUAAAAGUAGCCGAAGUGGCUCCGUGGAUACAUCACUCCAGGGUUAAACCAGCAGCAGCCGAUUCCUGGCAAGUUACAGCAAAUCCAGAGAAUCCCUGCAAGAUCCGGUUAAAACGCACGACUCAGUCGGAGUGACGAGGAACCUUGUAGAUUACAAAUUUUAUUGUUUCAGAGACUUGGUAAGUGAGUGAGAAGGCCAUAAUAAAGCCUGUCCACUCACCAACGAGUGUAUAAGUCAGGGAAAGUCUUGAGGGGACCCCUGUGAAGACGAGCAGAACUCCAUUCCCUGCAGCCCUUACAUCCUGGAAGCUGAGGUGCCUUCGCACGGACGAAGACUGAGGAUGACGACGAAAGAUGUAUUUUUAAUAAUGUUUAUUUAUGUGUAUUUUUAUAUUCAGGAAGGUAGAGGUACCAACACUCCUAGCUGUGAGGUAUGCAUUAAGACUACAAGAACAGGUAACCAUAUAUCCCAGACCCUAAUUUGGCAUUCGCAAUAUGAGUGUAAAGGAGAUGUAUCAAGAUGUAGAUACUUAAAUAUAGAAUAUAGUGUGUGUCAUUUAGGAGUAGGAGAACCUAAGUGCUUCAGUCCUGAGUAUCAACCCCGUACAAUUUGGUUGACUCUCAGAAAUGGAGAUUCUCAGGGGACCCUAAUUAAUAAGACGGUAUUAAAAUCCGUAUAUUCUUCAGGUGCUCUGCUAUUUGAUGCGUGUAAAGCAAUAUCAAGUGGUAGAAAGCCGUGGAAUGUAUGUGGGGAUCUUAGAUGGGAGAGGACGUAUGGGUCUAACGAUAAAUAUAUUUGUCCCAGUAGUAAAAAUAAAUAUGUAAGUCCAAGAUGCCCAAAUAGAGAUUAUAACUUCUGCCCAUAUUGGUCUUGUGUGGGGUGGGCGACUUGGGGACAGACAGCAGACAAGGACAUGAUUGUGACUAAGUUGCCUACUAAUCCAUAUUGUAAGUCUAUGGAAUGCAAUCCAAUCCAUAUACUUAUAAAUAACCCUGACAAGUUCUUAGAUAAAUAUGGUAAUUUAUUUGGGUUUCAAAUAUAUGGGACGGGUUUAGACCCUGGGACAAUAUUGUUUAUAGGGAUAGAGACUGAUACGGUAACCUCCCAAACUCAUCAAGUAUACCAUUCCUUUUAUGAAGAGAUGAGCAUAGAUAAUAAGAUCCCCCAUAAUGCUAAAAACUUGUUCAUUGAUUUAGCCGAGAGUAUUGCCGGUAGUCUUAAUGUUACCAACUGCUAUGUGUGUGGAGGUACUAACAUGGGAGACCAAUGGCCUUGGGAAGCAAAGGAGGUAAUGUCCGGUUCUGAGGCAGUUGACCAAUUAAUAUCUACACAAGCCGACUAUCAUAUGAGUGUUAGAGGUAAAUCUGAGUGGAGAUUGAAGACCUCCAUCAUAGGUUAUGUUUGCAUAGCGAGGAAAGGAAUGAUGUAUAAUACUUCUGUAGGAGAAUUAACUUGUCUAGGGCAAAAGCUUAUGAUGAUGAUACAAAGAAUACAACUUGGUGGUCGGCUUCAAAUGUCUCAGAACCAUCUAACCCGUUUGCAAGAUAUGCCAAUUUAAAGGACGUAUGGUUUGAUCUAUCCAUCACAUCUAACUGGAGAGCCCCAGCGAAUUUGUACUGGAUCUGUGGUAAGAAGGCCUAUUCGGAGUUACCACAGGACUGGGAAGGGGCAUGUGUGUUGGGUAUGUUAAAACCAUCCUUCUUCUUGUUGCCUAUUGAAACAGGUGAGACUUUAGGUGUUAAAGUGUAUGAUGUGAAUCAUAGGAAGAAAAGGGGACCCAUAGAGAUAGGUGCCUGGGAAGAUAAUGAAUGGCCUCCCCAGCGUAUUAUAGAUUAUUAUGGGCCAGCCACGUGGGCAGAGGAUGGUACCUUUGGUUAUAGAACCCCUAUUUAUAUGCUCAACCGCAUUAUAAGGUUACAGGCGGUGGUUGAGAUCAUUACUAACGAGACAUCACAAGCGCUCAAUCUUCUAGCGAAGCAUAAUACCAGGAUGAGGACAGCAGUUUACCAAAAUAGAUUAGCCUUGGAUUAUCUUUUGGCAGUAGAGGGAGGUGUAUGUGGGAAGUUUAACCUGAGCAAUUGCUGUCUUCAAAUAGAUGACGAAGGGCAAGCAAUAGCUGAGCUUACUAGCCAUAUGGUUAAACUAGCGCAUGUGCCUACUCAGGUAUGGAAAGGGUACAAUCCAAGUAGUUGGUUUGGUAGCUGGUAUGAGUGGUUUGGAGGGCUUAAGGCAGUGGUAGGUGGAGUCCUACUGAUUUUAAUGUUGUGUCUACUCCUGCCGUGUCUUAUACCCUUAGUAGUUAGGUCUGUGCAAAGCCUGAUAGAAAAUAUAGCAGAGAGGAAGGCUGCUGCACAGAUAAUGGCAAUUUAUAAAUAUAAGGCUCUAGAUCAGGGAGAACCAAUGCAGGAAGACGAGUGUUGAAGAUUCACAUCAUAGGAUAAGUCUGGUCUGGUUCAAAGGUAACUUGUGGUGUAUGCAAACCAAGGUUAAGUGAUGCCUCAAGUAAUUGUAAAAUAUCAAGAGGCAUCAAAGGGGGGAAUGUGGUGGAAUCUCGGUAAAAAUAAAUUUAGUAGGCCGAGAUUACCACGUGGCAUGUGUACGUGCAUAUGCUGACGUAUCGAUCAGUUGGUUGCACGAGGCAAGAUACGAUCAGUAGUGUACGGAGCAUGUGCAAGAAUACAGGAUGUAGUAUUCCCCUCCUCCAUUGUGCUGGACAAGCCAUGCGGUCAAGCAGGAAGUUAAUUCUUAUUUGUAAUGAUUGGUCAAGAGAAUGUGCGGGUGGAGCUUAAUAUGGGAGGAGUUAUGUGCCUAUAUAGGGAGCCUGCACUAUUGUUCAGGGCUCAGAACUUGCUGUAUUUUUGGUGACAUUAGUCCCUCUGAGUCCCGAUCGGUGAUCCAAUAAAGAAUCUCUUCCUUCCUGAAGAAACCUGUGUCCAUCCCUCUGUGCUUUGCUUCCGUCAGUUUCUCCGGUAUCAAUUCUAUUAAUUAUUUCCUUUGCGAUUUUCGUACAGGAUACUCCACGUUCCACAUUCUAAUGGGUCUCUUGGGUGGUCUUUGUUCAGGAACCGAACAAAACAAACAAAGUAAAAUUAAAUACGAAUCUGUAUGUACGAAAGGAACUGAAAGUAAUGGGGUAUUCCUUCACAGCAUAGCUGCCAAUAUUUCAAUAUUUUAAAAAAAUGUCAGGCAUACUUUAGGAGAGAUUUAUAAAAGUGAAAUUUUGCAUCUAUAUUUGCAAAUAUUUAGCGCAACUUCAUACAUAAAAACAUAGAAUGUGACGGCAAAUAAGAACUAUUCGGCCCAUCUAGCUGGCCACAUUUUCUAAAUACUUUCAUUAGUGCCUGGCCUUAUCCUAUAUUUAGAAUAGCCUUAUGCCUAUCCCACACAUGCUUAAACUCCUUCACUGUGUUAACCUCUACCACUUCAGCUGGAAGGCCAUGCAUCCACUACCCUCUCAGUAAAGUAAUAGUUCCUGGUGUUAUUUUUAAUAUUUUGACACUCUAAUUUAAGACUAUGUCCUCGUGUUGUGGUAGUUUUUCUUCUUUUAAAUAUAGUCUCCUCCUUUACUGUGUUGAUUCCCUUUAUGUAUUUAAAUGUUUCUAUCAUACCCCCCCCUCCCCCCCCACGUCUCGUCUUUCCUCCAAGCUAUACAUGUUAAGAUCCUUUAACCUUUCCUGGUAAGUUAUAUCCCGCAAUCCAUGAACUAGUUUAGUAGUCCUUCUCUGAACCCUCUCUAAGGUAUCAAUAUCCUACUGAAGAUACGGUCUCCAGUACUGCUUACAAUACUCCAAGUGAGGUCUCACCAGUGUUCUGUACAAUGGCAUGAGCACUUCCCUCUUUCUACUGCUAAUACCUCUCCCUAUACAACCAAGCAUUCUGCUAGCAUUUCCUGCUGCUCUAUUACAUUGUCUGCCUUAUCAAUAAAAAUCAAACAAAACAAAACCAACAUUUUGGCAAAAGGCCUUUGUCAAGGCUGAAAUGUUGUUGUUUUGUUCUUUUAUUGCUUUGGUAUUGGUGUUCUCUCCCCUCUAUUCAUUUGUACUUUGUGGAAGUGGUAUGUAAUAAUUUUUUUUACUUAUAUGUAACGACACACUUAUAUGCUACUAGACACUAUUUGGAAACUGAUUGGCUAAACUGAUUGCCAAUUGAUAAGGCUGAAGAGUGAAGCGUGUCUUGGCAGGACUACAUCAUUUGAUAAGUGCACUGCUAUUAUUUGCAUUUGUUUUUAUGAUUUUAUUUUAUUAUUGCUUAAAUAAAUAUAUGCUUUAGCAUUUAGUAGUCCCAUCUCUUAGCUCCAGUUUUUCUGAUCAUGCUAUUCAACCUCAGAGCCAGGAAGCCAGAGCUCUGAGUAAGGUGAGUUUAAUUGUAUCACCUUUUUGUGGGCAUCCAGUUUGGUUAUACUACACUAUUAUUGCCUUUCUGUUUAUUUUGAGAAUGGAUUACCCUUGAAGCAAGGUAGGGUGCUGCCUUAAGACCACAGCAUCAUGUAUAUAUAUAUAUAUAUAUAUUUUUUUUCUUUUACAUUCUUUAUUUUAAAGGUGCAUGUCAACAUUUCAAUGACUAUGACAGAAGUGAUUUUUAGUAUAUAGUACAGGACUGGUUACUUAACAUGUCACUUGGGUUUGCACACAUUUUUAGUAAUUUAACAAGUUGCGUUACAGUAUUGGUACGGGUUUCAGCGUGCGCUACCCUUCUGUUGGCCCUAGUUGUUGCUAGCGCUGUUGUGUUACCCCUUGGCUGUUUUGUGCAUCUCAGGGUGUUGCGUGGUUGCGCUUGUCUGUUGUGGUGUGUGUUGCGAGGGAGGCGGCUUUUGCCUCUACACGCCUUUAGAGAGCUAAGGGUCGCUGCGCUGUGUAAAAAUUAUCGUGGUAUUCUGGGCUUCUGUUGCGUGAUAGUGGGUGCCCCUAACCCAGGGGGCAGCGGGGUGGGGGAUUAUCGUGGAAUAGGCCAUGUGUUGGCUGGUGAACCCGACCAUGCUUUAAAAGCAUGAGAGCAUGUAUCGACAUAAACAAAUAAAGGAAUGUAAAACACCAUUGAAGAAACAUAUGUAGCAUCUAACAUAGAGAACAUAUCAGCGCACUCCAGCUAUUUCCAUCGAAUGGAGCUGUGUCUGCUGUGGCCAGCUGAGUUGUACAGUCCCCGUCAAGGAGUUGUGUUUGUGCAUCCCUGGGAUCAAGGUGUGAAUGAGUUUGUCGUGGCAGGAUCUCCCAUCUGAGACGAGUUAUUCGUGGCGUUCUUGUGUAAGUCCGUGAGUCCCAGUGAGGUUAGAAUUGCAGGGAUUUCAGUCUCUGACGUGGCUCUAUAUGUGUUGCCAUUGUGGGUGAGCGUUAUGACCCUGGGUGCCCCCCAGCGGUAUUGUAUUCCCGCUUUUCUCAGGCGGCUGGUGAGGUUGUACAUUGUUUUCCGCCAUUGCAGUGUUGCCCUUGUCAGGUCUUGGAAAAAGAGCAGUUGUGCAUUCUCGAACGCCAGGGGUGUCUUGACUUUCACCGCUGUCAUUAUAGUGAUUCUAUCCUGUGUUGUGGCGCAGCAUAGGAUGAUGUCUCGUGCUUCUGUGGGUGGUGAGUUGGGCCCUGCUGGCAGUCGGUAUGAGCUCUCCAGUGUGAUUUUCUGGGCGGCUGUGGGUGACAGGAUUGUGGCCAGGAGCCUCCUGAGGAAAUGAGGCCUUUCGGCCUGUGUGAUCGACGAGGGUACCCCUCUGAGCUUGAUGUGGUUGCGGCGCAGGCGGUCCCCUUGGGUGGAGACCUGCACCGCUAGCACCUGGUGAGCUGUUUGCAAUGUGUACAACGUUUCUUUAAGAUGAGUUAUUUCGUUGUUUAUUGUCGCUACAUUCUCCUCCACUGCAUUUACUCUGUCUGUAUUUUGGCGCACCUCCUCUUUUAUGGUGCCUAUAUCUUUGGCUAUUAGGUCUUGGAGCUCGUGCAUCCAGUGUUGGAGGUCUUGUUUGGUGGCUAAGUUAUGUUCCUCUAUUUCUUUGAGGGAUGGGAGCGUAUUACUUAGUGACCCAUCUGUUUGUGUUGCUGGAGCUUGGGCUGGCUGUGCAGCAUUUCCCCGAUAUCGGGUUGUUCUGCUGGUAAGUUCUGCUGGCCUUUUUGUGUGUGGCGUUUCAUUGUCGUAGGGGUUUCCGCGGAUGCUGCGGUGCUCGUCCCCUCGGCUCUCGUUUCGUUAUAUCCCCGGUAGCCUCCGAGGAAUGUCUCCAGGGAGCGGAGGGUCGGCUGGUAGUAGGCCUUGAUUUUGCGCUUAGCCUUCCCGGUCUUUGGGGACUGGAAGAAGGGCAUCUGCCUGUUUCCCUCGGUGCCCUGAGUCAGUAAGUGGUUGUGGUCGGGUAGCGAUUUGGUUUCAAAUUUUUUGCGGUUAACGCUUGCUACAGGCAGGAGCCGACUGAGAUGGCGUCUGGUCGGGUUCAGUCCCAGGCUCCGCCCCACCAUCAUGUAUAUUGAGCCAUAUACAUUGUCACCAUCCAGCAUUUGUCACUUUACAGUACUUUCUGCACUGUAUACGUGUGUUUCCCCCCCCCUUUUCGUGUUAUAUCUUCGCUUCCAAUUUGUAUUUAUCCACAUAUAAUAUGGAGUAAGAUAAUUGCCCUAUUUAUUUAUUUAUUGCACAUUUGUUUUGCACAAUUUUUCUAUAAGCUUUUUUACUUAUACACACCCAUAUCUUAUUUGAUUGGCUAAACUAGCUAUUUUGCAUCUGUUUUGGCAUAUUUAUAUAUCUAGCAUUUGAAAUUUGUACUAAUCUUGUUUUUUUUUUAAUAGUUUUUAUAUACUGAUAUGUGCUGGAUUACAAAUAAAGAUAGUAUAUGUGUUCCCUCCACCUUUAAAAAUUGAUUUAUCAAUAUUAUUUGUAAUCAUGAAUAAUAUGAUAUUUUUGCUGACCCCUACUAAAAGCGCAAUUUUAUGGAUGAUGUCACUGAAGACCAAUAAGUUGUAUACUCAAGUGGUGUAGGGAGUUAUCCAGUUUUCUGGGUUUUACACCACAUAUCCAUAUGAGAGGUAUUCUGCGCCAUAGUCUGUCUUGUCCUACUUAUUUUUAUCCUUUUGUUUGUUUCCUUGUCAUGCAUUACCUCUUAGCUGCCUGUCACAUUUUUCUGAAAUUAUCAACAAUGUAUAAUGUCUUCUAUGCAUUCCAUUCUUUUCGGCUGAAAGGAACCAUCAAUCCCUCUAUAACUAAGAACAUUGUUAUGAUUUCAUUUUGUCUUAAGCCUACACAAUGUUUGUCCUUCUUCUAGAUGUGGUUAGAUUACUCACAUAUUACUUGAUGACUCUUCAUGUCCUAGGGCAGUGAUGGCGAACCUUUUUGAGUCCGAGUGCCCAAACUGCAAUACAUGCCAACUUUUGUUUCCUCAAAGUGCCAACACAGCAAUUAAACCUGAAUACUGAUGUUUAAAUUUAGAAAAAAACAACUUGUACUAAGCUGUCUGAACUAAUUAACAACUUUUGUUUUAAAAGACGAACACAGCAGAGAGUUCAAUGAUACACAUUUUAAAUAAGGAUAUAAAUAGAUCAAUUUAAGUUUAUAUUUAUUAGUAUCUCCAAUAAAUGCAAUACAUACACACACACAGACUGCUGAAUACACGUACAGACAGACUGCUGAAUACACGUACAGACAGACUGCUGAAUACACAUACAGACAGACUGCUGAAUACACACACACAGACUGCUGAGUACACACACAGAGUCCGCUGAAUACACAUACACUGCUGAAUACACACAGACUGCUGUACACACACACACACACAGACUGCUGAAUACACACACACACACACAGACUGCUGAAUACACACACACAUACUGCAUUGAGGGAGUCUUACAGGAAGCCAGUGUAAGGACUGACAGAGGCUGGAGGCAUGGGAGGUGCGGGCGACCCGGAAGAUGAGCCUUGAUGCUACAUUCAUUAUAGACUGUAAAAGGAAAACUGGGAACCACUGAGAAGCGGAUUACAGUAGUCGUAGUGAGAGAAGAUAGUGGCAUGGACCAGCAAAGUGAAUGGUGCAUAAAGAUAUUAAAUUAUACCCAGUGGUUGUCGAACCACUCUUUGAGAAUCACUAGAGGUUGAAUAUUUUGUUCAGUAUUCUGAAAGGAUGAGAACUGGGCAAGUCCUACAACCUGGAACGUUGCUUGUUCUUGAGGGCUGGAGAGUGAAGCAGUGUAUCACUGAAGCAUUUCAAACACUCCCAUACACUGUACUGUUUGUAAAUAUUAUGAAAUGAACUAAUGUAUGAUUCCAUAUCACAAUUUAUGUAAUAGAUUUUACCUGUAUCCGAGACUGUCAUUUAUAUUUAAAGGGAUCAUAAAGUGCCAGGAAAACAAACCUGUUUUCCUGGCAUUAUAGGCUCUUGGAGUGCCCCCCUCCCUCGACGCUGAAUGGGUUAAAACUCCUUCAGCCACUUACCUUAAUCCAGCGCCGUGCUCCCUUGGCACUGGUGACCUCUCCUCCCCCUGCCGACUGAAGCCGAAUGCCCAUGAGCGGCCAGAGGCGCGCGCAUUCAAUCCAAUCCAUAGGAAAGCAUUACUCAAUGCUUUACUAUGGGGAUCUUAUUUGACGCUGGACUCUGUGAGGACGUCCAGUGUUAAAUAAGCGCGAUUUACUCCGUGUAAAUCGUGGAAGCGGCCUCUAGUGGUUGUCAGGGAGACAGCCACUAGAGGCUGGAUUAACCCUGCAGUGUAAACCUGCUAUGUUUUCAGCUGCAGGGUUAAAACUAGGAGGACCUGGCACUCAGACCACUUCAUUGACCUGAGGUGGUCUGGGUGCCUAUAGUGGUCCUUUAAGUCUGGACUCAAAUAUGAUGAGAUAAAUUUAACUAGGAUUUCCUAGCUCAGAAAUAUAAUCAGAAACAAUGCAUUUUCUCUGUACAGUGCAGCACCUAAAAUUAUUUUUUUCAUUUACUGAUUUUAGAUAAGAGAGAAAUACAAGGGAAUUAUUACUAUUAUUAUUAGUAUUUAUAUAGCGCCAACUUAUUCCAUUACAAUAUUAUGGAAGGGGGAUAUUUUAUUUUUCUAAUUAUCUAUAAAACUUCUAUCAUUACCAUAGUAUUAUACUAUAAUAUAAUAUGAAUAUAUCUGGCACAAUAAUUAUAUAGCAUACAUGGAUUAUGGGGAAUUCAUUUUAAUAUUUUAACUACACAUGCCUAGGGCCAGGUACAAAACUCAUAAAUGGAGAAAUAAUGAGAACAAAGUGUGCUCAUAACAGACUAUAUCUAUGUCUUAUGUGAAAAGUGACUGGUGUGUUAAUUCUGCUCUGUUAACUGUGAUGGUAGACCUAGUAACAUAGAACUGUGAUGUCAUGGUGAUUGUGAUGUUUAGAGAACACAGAGAGAGAGCUUUAAAUGGUUCAUAGCACUAAUAGCAAAGAUGGCAAAUUACCUGUAAUAAAUAGCAGGUGAUAUAAAAUGUAACCCAUUUAAAAAGGCUUUCUGGUCAUUCAGUUAAUGUAUGGAUGCAUAUGAAGACUUGUUAAAACACAGCGUGAGCAUGUAAGUGAUCAUUGUUUUAAUGAUAAGUAUUAUUUAAAGCCUUAUUUUUGACAAAGAAUUAUAUAUUUAUUUAUUUUUAAAUUCUUUAUUUUUGUCAUGCAUAAGUUUAUAACAUUCGCAUGUGAGGUACCCCAAAGGCAGUCCUCCAGCGCAUUAAAACAGUUAAACAUAGAGGUACAUGAUAGAACAAGCACUUUUUUUUAGGCUAAUAACAGUAUGGAUUUACGUUGCUUAGGUAUUGUCCUAAUAGAACAUAAAAUUGCUAAUGUUAGAACAGCGACUUUAGUGUAAGUUGCUUUGUACGCAGGCUUGGUUAGUGCGUGUGGUAGUUUAGUAUCAACUUGUGCAAUGCAGGUAUUCAAUGUUAGGUAGGUAAUCAGGCUAGUGUGGUUACGCUUUGUAUUAGUUGUAUUUAGUGGAGGCAUAUAGGCAUCUCUCCUAAGUUUGUCAGAUGUUUGUAACCUAGCAUGUAAUAAUCAUUGUGUGUCUUAAUGUGAGUCUAUGCUGGUGUGUUUCUAUUCGUCUGCUUUCGACAGUAGUAGGUUGUUUGGCAUAAGGAUAAAUGCAUAACCAGUAUAUACAGUAAGAUGUGUGUGUAGUAGAUAUGCCUAUUAGAUAUUAGAGUGUCCGACAAUAUAUACAGGUGAUAGGCCUCAGCCCCUGUAUGCUAGUUGUGAUAGCGGCUGACCAAAAGCCCUACUCACAGCUCAGUCCUGGAGCCCCGGUCAGCCUAUGCCAGCCAGGGGUACAGCGCAGUCCCACUUCGAGCAGUCACACUGCAUGGCAAAGCUCCUAGGUGCAGGCAGGUAGGUUGGUUCCUUGAUUGCUUUUGGGGGGGUCCCUUUCCCCUUUUUCCAGCUGCGGUUGUGACCUUGUUUGUAAUCCUCUGAGUGGCUUCCGUGGUGCCGAUCGGAGGGCUCUGUGCCGGGAUGCCGGUAUGUAGUUCGGGUCUUCCGUCUUCUUCGUUGUUUCCCACAGCGUCUCAGGCUUGUGUUUUGGUCCUGCUUUGUGCCGGGUAGGGAUAUCCCGCAAUGCCACCUUUCGCAAUGAGGAGGUACAUCGCUUGUUCCACAGCAUUGAUGGAGCUUUUGCAGAUGACCGGCUCUGCUUCUUCUUCUUACCCCCGGGCGCUAGGUCUUCUUGCCAAUUACUGAUUUCUUGGGACUGGCCCUGAGAGGGACCUCCGCUUGCCCCUCGUGACUAUGUGUUGAUGUUGGGUUGCUGCAUUGCUCUUCCUGAUCUCUCUUGGUGUACCCUGUGGAAAUGAGUGCGGCAGUUUGUCAGUUACCGAGGGUGUCAUAUGGGCCUCAAGCUUCUCCCAAAAUGCGGCGAAUAUAAUGCUUAGACAUAUUUCAGUUUCCCACCAUGCGUUGGAAGGGUCGGCGGUGCGGCGGGUCUCCACCAUUUUAGAGACGGUAGGGACCCUGGGCUCAGGGCUCCUUGGAGCCUGUGCUGGCUCGUUGCUUCGCCAGGGGGUUAUGUAGGAACGGACCGGGAUGACCCCCACUGGUCCGGCCUAGAGCUCACCUCCGGGCACCCGGCCUGGUGCACCCGGCCUGGUGUCGCCUCUGGGGAGCGGCCGUCUCCCCGGCAUCCACCAUGCUUGUAGGCCACUUCAUGAUUUGGGCUUGAUCUAUUGCUUGUGAGGUGUCGGUCUGUUCGUCUCGAUGCCCUCUCUCAAUUGACAGCCUUGUAUCCUCGAUUAAAUGCCGAUGUGGCAGUGAAAUUUAGCCUUAAGUGCCCCAUUCAGCCGGAGCUGUUGUGAUGCACGUCUUCACAGCUUUGAGGUCAAGCCCCGCCCCAAAGAAUUAUAUUUUAAGGCAAUAUCUUGAAACAUGUUUAAAAAUAAACAGGCUAACCGAGAUGAUGUGAGUCCCUUUACACAUAUUGACUCUUGGUCAAUCUCCAAACUCUAGAGCAGGGGUAGGCAACCUUUGGCACUUAAAAUAUUUUGGACAACAUCUCCCCUGAUGCUUUGUCAGAAUUAUGGCUGUAAGAGCAUGAUGGGAGAUGUAGUGGUCCACAACGUCAGGAGUGUCAAAGACUGCCUAUCCCUGCUCUAGAUAAUUAGGACGUCAUCUGCCCAGGGAAUCCAUUAUCAUUCUUAGGAAGAAAAUUGGGGGGGGGGAAAGUGGAAUGUGAAAUGCAAAUCAAUUUAUAACUUUUUUGACAUGCAUUUUUCUGGAUAUUUUUUUUUUCUUAUUCUGCCUCUCACUGUUAAAUUACACCUAACCAUUAAAAUUAUAGACUGAUCAUUUCGUUGUCAGUGGGCAAACAUUCAAAAUCAGCAGGGGAUCAAAUACUUUCUUUCCCUCACUGUAGGGUGUUUCUUUCGAUUUCUUGGUGUUUACUUCAGAUGCAAAUUUGUAAUAUACCGUGUUUCCCCGAAAAUAAGACAUACCCCAAAAAUUAGCCCUAGCUUAUUUUCAGGGGAUGCUCCUAAUAUAAGCGCUACCCAGAAAAUAAGCCCUAGGCGUUCACUAAUCUAUGUUCGGAGAAUUUUCCCAGAACAUAGAUUCGCGGAUUUCCAUUUGCUAGUAAGCUCAUCUAUGUUCUGGGAAGUUUCCCUGAACAUAAAUACGCAAGAUUCCAUUCGCGAGUGAACUAAUCUAUGUUUGGGAAAGUUUCCCCAAACAUAGAUUUGCAGGAUUCCGUGACCUAGUAAAUUAGUCUAUUAGUUCCCCGAACAUAGACCUACAUUCUAGCACACAUUAAUUAAUAUAAGAUGUUGUCUCAUUUUCAGGGAAACCCGGUAACAGUUUAGCAUACCAAUUCAGUACAAGUGAUACAAUGUUGCUGAAGUAAAUAACAUAUCUUAUAUAGAAACAAAUCCUAUUAUUCAGGGAGAGGCGGCUCUCAAAUCCAAUUAGGUAGAAAUUAGAUAGUCGGAAUAAUUUUUAAAUAAUUUUGAAGGGCUAAAGAGAGUGGGAAUAGAGGAGAUAAUUGUACUAUAUAGAGGUACAACAAAUUUGAAAGUUAGAGAUGUUAAACCUCAUUAGAGAGAGUUAGGUCAUAUAGUGCGUGUUACCAAUAUCACCCACCUUAUUGUGAAAAGAAGGGUAAAUACUUAGAAACACAUUUGAAUAGAUAAUGUGUAAAUCAAAGCUCCAAAUGUGGCAUCUAAAGCUUAUUGGGAGCACGUAUCCCUUAGAGCCACCUAACCGGUACACACAGGAGCCAGUGAUUAACAUAGAGACCUGGUUUCUAUAGCAGUGAAUAAAACAAUUAAAAGUCUGGAUAAUUUCAAUGGCUAACAAAGAUGAGGAGCACCCCUAUGUUAAAUCUAAAUGCCUCCCCCCAACUGCUUCAAGGCAGUCUCGCUUACUAGCUAACCCCAGCCCUACCAAAGUAAUGAGAAAUCGGAGUUUGGAACCACAGGUAAGUGUGAAUUAAAAUCAAUUGCACAUAAUGUGCUUUAAUUCAAACUUGCUGUUGUCUCAACGCGUUUCCUUCUUAGGAACCCGGCGUUCUAGCUCAACUUGACAGAAACCCAACACUAACCUUCUACUCCAGAUUCAGCUAAACUCAUCAAGUCAUUGGCCCUCCACCAGAGCUAACAUCAGACAUUUUGUGGUCCCUUGCUUGGGCCCCUGGUGUCCCCUCCCCCUCAAGUUUGCCCACAUUGCUGACCCCGGGUCCACCUAAAGGGCAUGCCACCCAUUCCACCAAUAUCUCACAAGCACUUAGUUCUGCGGUAGAUAAUGUAGUGUGUGUUUGUAUGGAGAUGUAAUUUCUGUGUUUAGGGAAUGUGGUGUAUGUGUAUAGGGAAUUCAAUGUGUGUAGGGGAUGUAGUUUGUGUAUGUGAGGAAGGAAGUGUGUGUCCAUAGUGGAUGCAAUGUGUGCAGUGGAUGUAGUGUGUGUGUUUGUAUAAUGAAUAUGAUGUGUCUGCAAGGAGUAUAGUGUGUAUUUAGUGGAUACAACAUGUGGGUAUAGUGGAUGCAGUGUGUGUAUAUAGUUAAUGUAGAGUGAGUAAGGGAUGCAGUAUGUAGAUAUAGUGGAUACAGUGUGUGUAAGGGAUGCAGUGUAUGUACAGUGGAUGCAAUGUGUGUGUGUGUACAGUGGAUGCAAUACAUGCUUGUAAAGUGGAUGCAAUACGUGCUUGUAAAGUGGAUGCAGUCUGUGUGUGUGUGUGUGUGUGUGUGUGUGUAGAAUAUGGACUAGGUGUACAGUGGAUGCAGUGUGUGUGUGGCCUAAGAUAGAAGUUGUGUUUUGGGGGGUGAGGGUGAGAGGAACAGUUUAUUAUUUUUUUUAUUUGUUAUGUGUUCCCCCUUUCUGCUCUUUUUUCUGGACAGGGAGGAGGGACACUGCAUUCCCUGGUGGUACUUGGAGGCUGCCUGUCUGCUCCUGCUGAUUGCCCAUUUUGUUCUCGCGAGCCCGGUAUAGUGCAGUGUCGGAGCAUUGCCAUGGUUACCACAGCAAUCCCAUGACAGCUGAGGAAAGAGGAACCGGCAGAGGAGCAGUUAGACAGCCUCCCAGACUCCCUCCGUUACAACAUGCAAUGGCGCAUGUAGGGAGAUCUUUGAUACAGGGCGGCCCAACAGUAGGUAUUUAGUUGAAUCAAUGACAUUCAUCACAAUAGAACCUAUGGGUACACAUACACACUGACACACAACAAAGUGGCAGUUAAAUUUCAGGCAUUUCAAUAUCAGUGUGACAUUGGAAAUAAAGAACAAAGAAUGUGGAUUCUAGAACAGUACUGGAAGACUGAAAAUGCCGAGCAGGUGUGCAACAUGCAUGAGACAGGCUCGAGGAAUGCUACGAACAUUUCAAACACUUACGAUAUUAAACAAAUAUAAAUGUAAUAAACGAGGUACUAAAAUGCAAAUAAACCAUACUGUAUACCUACUUUUGGGCCAUCCUGUAUGACUAUAGAUAGAAGAGAGUGAUAUUCGAUAUAUAUAUAGAGAGAGAGAGAGAGAGAGAGAGGGGGGGGGGGGGCUGUACAACAUCACUGCCCCAUAAUGCCAUGGGAGCAUUUAUAGAUUUAUAUUUACAUUUUCACAGAAAUGCUGUACGAGCGCAUGCAGAUUCAGGAACUCUUUCAUCAGUGCUGUAUGCACACAUGGAGGGGGCGUUGAAAUACAAAAAUGAAAGUACUCAGAUUUUUUGUAAAAUAAAGGGCAAAGCAUAGGUAACAUUUAGUGAGCUAUUGGGUUUUGCAGAAAUAUCAGUAGUGAUGGUUCUGCUUUAAUUCAGCCUCAUUUUCCUUCCCCUUCCUGAUAUAGUGCCAAUGCCUAUCUAACCAUAUCAGUUUUGGGAUAGGACAUGCAUAUCCUGGUGUUGGUCUGAGGUUAGGGGCCCUAUCCAUUACAGUUGUUAAAGCAUGGUGCAAUGCCAUUCAUUGCAGUAGUGGGUUUGAAAACAUUUCUGCCAGUGCCUAUCUGAUGAAGACUUUACCAUGUGGUCCUAAUUCAGCUAUUUACAGAGUUUCCUACACACGCUUGCUGCAUACAUUGUAACAGUGUCUUGAUCAAGUGAAAAAUUAGAUCAUUUAUUCAUUAGAUCACACAAGAAGAGACAUGGACCUGUUUUUCCCCUUCAUCAUUUAUAUUAUUUGAAAUGUUUUUUGUGUGCACAUUUUUAUUUUUAAUUUUUUUACUCUCUUCCUAUAAUAGUGAAUCCUCUGGCAGCUCUAGCAAGUCAACCAGGCCAAAUGGCAGGAACGAGCAAAGUAAAGACCAUGGGACCACCGGUCUACUUAAUUUAGGCAACACCUGUUAUAUGAAUGCUGUCAUACAGUGUCUUAGCAACACAGCACCACUCGUGGAAUAUGUUCUGUCCUGUAAUUUCGAGACUUCUGAAAACAGGUAAAUCCAUUCAUUCCACCCUAUUUUAGAUGAAGGAAAAAUGUAAACCAUAAUAAUCUCUAAUGAUUAAUACAUGCAAUUAGAGAAUUACAAGUUGCUUUGCAGGUGACAUUUGACACUUAAGGCAUUACAUUGGAUAUCCCCUAACAACUAUAUAUUCCACUAUAUAGAUUGAACAUCUAUGCGUAAACAUUUUUACUUGCAAUACUUGAUGCGUCUAGUUGUACUCCGUGUUUUGAAUUCUGUGAAAUUGUGCACAUAUACUUCCUUACUUUCCCUUAUUUGCAAAAUAAAUACAAAUGUAGCAUAAAAACAUUGGCACAAAAUAAUAUAUGUUCAUUAAAAAAAAAAAAUAAAGUGUUAUAAAACACCUUACAAGAACACUUACACCAAUAGAGCAAGUUAUAUGCAAAUCAUAAACAGUGCAAUUCAAAUAUGUAUAUACAUAAACAUAUUUACAUCUAAAUUGUACACAGUUGAGAGCUACUUCACCCGAUAUUACCCAAUAACACUGAUUUUCUUUUAAUAUUAUUCAGAUUUGCAUUGUUAUCAGAUAAUCUAACUGCUUUACAGUCCUGUCAACAAGUUGAACUGUAUUGCUAUUUACAUUAGGAAAUAAAUGCAAGUGAUAUAAAAUCAAGCAUAUCAUUGUGUCUUUGUUUCCCUGUAUGUACUAUAGAAUCUGUCACUUUUGUUACGGAGAUUAAUAUCUUUUGGAAAAAAAAAAAUCAGUAAUUACUCAUUUUCUAUUUGCUCCUGAUAACCUUAUUUGACUAAUUAUACCUUUUAUAUGACAUAGGAAAGAACAAUUCAUCUUUUAUCUUUUAAGGUACAAGCCAUAUGUGCAGAGCUCAUUACUCUAUUCUGUGACUUUACUAAACUGAUCAGCCACAACAUUUAAACCACCUGCCUAUUAUCAUGUAGGUCCCCUAAGUGCUGCCAAAACAGCUCUGAUGCACCAAGGCAUGGACAACACAACAUGCCCUGUGGUAUCUGGCACCAAGACAUUACAGACGAGCAACUAAGCUUUGUAGUUUUAGUGUUGCGUCUAGUGUUGUUGUAAAACUAGUUGUGACUUACGUGUUGGGCCGAUUUGGUGAGUGGCUUUGGCAUCUGGUAUCUCAGUGGUUUGCGGGUUGUCCCGGUCUGACAUGGUCUAUCUAGGGUUCUAUCUGUGUGGAUCUUAAGAGGGAGCCCUAACCUUCUUUCCUAGUUACCAGGGCAGGAUUUGUGUUAUUUAGGAAACAUACUGUCUAACUAACCAUUUCCAACCCCUAACCAAGGGGAGUCACGGGGGGGGGGAGGGGGAUGCUUGGACUAGAACAGCAAGUGAGGGAGGUGGUGCCCCUUAGGCGGCCUCUGGUGAGCAGCUUUUCAAUUUUAUAUUUAUUUUAAUAUGUUUUUUUAAGUGUUUACCCCCCCUCCUCCCUUCUUGUUUCUUACCUGCAUCCAAGGAGGAGGGGGGGCAGCAUAUUCCCCGGUGGUCUGGUGGCGCUGUAGUGGCUCUCAGCCUUCACCUUGCAGCUCUGCCGGAUGAAGGCUCUUCUUGCUAGUCCCGGCACCACGUGGAAUCGAGCAUUGCCAUGGUAACCACGUCAAAGCUCUAAAAGCCGGGACUCUGCAGCAGCCAUAAAAGUGAAUGCUGAGAGCCUCCUCCUCCUUCCUGCUGCAUAGCUCUGCAAAGACCCGGGAGAGAGAUCUUUGAUCUCCCUCCCGGGUCUCUGUGUAUGUAAGGGGCCUGAGAUCGCAGGGCACCUUACAAUUGAAAGAAUUUGGUGGCCGAUUCCAUCACCCCCCGAGCUUGAUCUGCCACUGUGUCCGGCUCUUGAAACUCUAGCACAAACAGAGCAAAGUUGAUAAAUCUUGAGGAAUGUGAGAGAGGUCGCAAAAGGCAAAUGUAAUGGUUUCUUCAGCGGGUACCGCACCUGUACCUCACAUACAUAGAGCCACAGUAUUCCAUGGAAGAACAUUGGUUCCCAGAUCACCUUUGCAGGUGAUAUCUUGAUGGCUACUGUUACCGCCAGUGGCGUACACACAAUCCAUGGGGCCCCGGUGCAAAAUUGAUCCAUGGGCACCCCCCUUCCUUCCCCCGCCCCCCAACAGACACACACACAUACAUAGAGAAACACACACAUAGACACAUACACACACACAGUGACACACACAUACAUACAAACAGACAGGCACACAUAUAUACAUACAGACAGUCAUACACACAGACACAUACAUACAGACCGACACACACACAUAGACAGGCACAUACAGACUGUCACACACAUACAGACUGGCAGACACACACAUGCAAAGACACAUAGAUACAAAUAGACAGGCACAGAUACAAAUAGACAGGCACACAUACAUAUACAGGCAUACAUACACACACAAGACGCACAUACAUACAAACAGACAAGCACACACAUACAGACACACAGACAAACGCACAUACAUACAAAGACAUAAAGACAUACAUACAAACAGGCACACACAUACAGACACACAGACAAAUACACAUACAUACAAAGACAUAAAGACAUACAUACAAACAGGCACACAUACAUACAGGCAGACACAUGCAAACACACACACACACAUACAAUAUUUAAGUCACCCAAAUAUUUAUUACCUUUUAGGUGCAGGAGGGUGACUGGGGUCCAGUGGUGGCUCAGGUUGAUGGGAGACAGCAUGGGCCACCUGAUGGACCCUUUGGACGGCGGCCCCGGCGGUUUUCUGCGCCGGCCGGGGCCGCAAAAGAUAAUGGCGGGUACCCAGUCGCAGGGGUCAACAGCAAGUGAAUAAAUUUAAUACCGUCACUUGAAGAAUAUAUAAUUUAUUUAAAUUAAGAAAUUUUACUUUGGAAGUCUACUGGUCUGCCUUUGACAUGAGUCGCCAAUCUCAAUCGUAGUUUCUGAUAAAUCAACCACGUGAGUUCCUCACUUCGCCGGGAUGCUUCAGUAGCUUAAAUUCAGACUAUAAGUCGGCAAAUAAGAUUAGUAUGAAGAUUUUCUCUGCAAAGCUCUCAUGAUGUGCGAACGGUCAGUGCAGUAGCAUGCUCCGCCCCAGAAAAUGCUACAUUUUUGUUUAUUUGCAUUUGCCUAUGGGGGUGCAUAUUUGGGAGUUAUCACCCGUAGUACUACAGCUGCUUUUUAAAACUUAUUUUGGAAAGUUGAUUAACCCAUUAGGGACCAAGGCUUUUUUGAGAUGCAACGUGUUUAUGACAAAGGCCUUUCUGGCACUUUUGCCAUGUGUUCAUUCAAUCACAAUAUUACCCUUUCUGUUGAAGUGCCCCCAUAAAUAUAAAAAAUUAAAAAAAAAAAAAAAAUAUAUAUAUAUAUAAUAUUUUAGAGAAUAAUUAUGGCUUUUUUUUAUUAUUAUUAUUAUGUUAUUAUUUAUACAGUGCCAACAAAUUCUGCAGUGCUUUACAGUGGGUGGACGAACAAACAUGUAGUCGUAACCAAACAAGUUGGACACAUGGGAACAGAGUGGUUGAGGGCCCUGCUCAAUGAGCUUACAUGCUAGAGGGAGUGGGGUAAAGUGACACAAAAGGUAAGGAUAGUAUUAGACUAAUGACAGUUGCAAGAGAGGAAUCAGUCGGGAGCUAUUAAGAAUUUAAUUAAUACGCUUUUAUGAAGAAGUGGGUUUUUAAUGAUUUUUUGAAGGAGUGGAGACUGGGUAAGCAUCUAACGGAGGAGGGAAGUGAGUUCCACAGGAAUGGUGCAGCCCUCGAGAAGUCUUGAAGGCGAGCAUCAGAGGUGGGAGUACGUACAGAAGAUAGACAUAAGUCUUCAGCAGAGCGUAAGGGUCUAGACGGGACAUACUUGUGUAUUAGGGAUGAUAGAUAGGUGGGAGCAGCAUUAUGUAGAGAUUUAAACGCAAGAACCAGAAUUUUAAAUUGAGCCCUAUAUCUUACAGGAAACCAAUGUAGGGACUGACAGAAGGGUGAAACGUGGGAGGUGCGGGCAGACUGGAAGAUGAGUCUUGCCGCUGCAUUUAUUAUGGACUGUAACGGCGCAAGUUGGGAGCACGUAAGACCACUGAGAUGUGGAUUACAGUAGUCAAGGCGAGAAAGAACAGUGGAAUGGACCAGCACCUUAGUAGCAUCUAGCGUUAAGUAGGGUCGGAUGCGCGCAAUGUUUUUGAGAUGGAAGCGGCAGGAUUUGACGAUAGACUGAACAUGAGGCUUGAAGGAGAGGUCAGAGUCAAAUAGAACACCUAGGCAGCGAGCCUGGGUGGUGGAGCUGAUGGUAGCACCGUUGACUUGGAGGGAGGCAGACACAGUAGUAGCAACACUUGAGGGAGGAAAGACCAGAAUUUCAGUUUUGAUCAAGUUGAGUUUAAGGAAGUGGGCAGCCAUCCAGUUAGAAAUAGCAGAGAGAUAGUCAGAGACACUAGUCAAGAGGGAUGGGGAGAGAUCAGGAGAGGACAGAUAGAUUUGAGUGUUAUCCGCAUAGAAAUGAUAUUGGAAGCCAAAGGAGCUAAUUAGUUUACCAAGGAAGGCAGUAUAGAUAGAGAACAGUAGGGGACACCAACAGAGAGGAGUUGGGGAGAAGAAGCAGAGCCAUAGAAAGAAACACUGAAAGAGCGCUGGGAGAGGUAGGAGGAGCACCAGGAGAGAGCAAUAUCUUGUAGACCGAUAUGGCGGAGGAUGAGAAGAAGCUGUUGGUGAUCAACAAUGUCAAAAGCCGCAGAAUGGUCAAGGAGAAUUAGGAUAGAAUAGUGACCAUGAGAUUUUGCAGCGAGUAGAUCAUUGGAUACUUUGGUCAGUACCAUUUCCACAGAAUGCUUAGUGCGGAAACCAGACUGAAGCGGGUCUAGUAGAGAGUUGGAGUCGAGGAAGUCUUUCAAUCUCGCAUACACAACUCGUUCAAGGAUCUUGGAAGCAAAAAGGCAGUAGCGAGAUAGGACGGUAGUUGGACGAGGAGUUAGGGUAAAGGUUGGGCUUCUUUAGAAUUGGGGUCAUGGCUGCAUGUUUGAAGGGCGAUGGAAAUAUGCCAGAGGAGAAAGAGAGAUUGAGAAUUUUAGUGAGAGGUAGAGAAAGAGAAGAAGACCGAGUACGGAUGAGAUGCGAGGGAAUUGGAUCUAGGGAGCAGCUGGUGGGGCGGGAGUACUGGAGCAGAGCAGAAGCCUCUUCCGCUGUAGCGGGUGGGAAUGGACAUAGAACAGCAGGGAGUGAGGUUAGGGGAAGUAUUGUAAGGGAAAGAAGAAAGAUGAGAGAUCUCUUCCUUGAUUGUAGAGAUCUUGUCAGUGAAGUGAGUUGCAAAUUCUGAGGUGGUCAAGUUAGUAGGUGGAGGAGGAAGAAAAGUGCUCAAUGAAUAGCCUAGGAUGACCGCGGGUGAAGGUAGAUGAUACCAAUUCUGGGUUUAAAUAGGCAGACAGCGUGAACUUCAAAAGAAGAAAAGGAUAGGGCAAGGGCAGUUAUGAUUGGUUGAAAGGUACAAUGAGGGGAGAGAAGGAUGCCUACACCACCUCGUUUACAGUUGAGUCUGGGAGUGUGAGAGAAUUGUAGCCCACCAAAACAUAAAGGAGAAGCGCUAUCAGAGGGGGACAGCCAGGUCUCUGUAAGUGCAAGUAGUGUGAGUGAGUUUGAGAUUAAAAAGUAGUGUAUGGAUGUUGAUUUUAAAUUACUGCAGAUGGAGCGGGUGUUCCAGAGUGCUCACUGAAUGUUGGUAAGUGACGGUAAAGGGCAGGGUAUUGUGAUGAGGUUUGUGGGGUUUCUGGUUUUCUUAGUGUGUGUAGAGAAGGUUAAGGGUCCUGGAUUGGGAGAGACAUCACCAGCUGCUAGAAGCAGGGGGAGAGAAAGUGACAGGAGGUGUGAAUGGGUUUUGUAUGCAUGGGGUCUAGGAUGAGAUCGAUUGUGGGUAGGGUAGGAGUGAGAGAGUAGAAAAUGAGUGCAAGACAUGAGUUGAGAGAAGGGGGAGUGUAGCAGAGAGUGGCAUAUGUAAAAGUAAUUGGGGGGGUGAGUGAAGUGGUUGUAAGGAGAGAUUUUUAUACUGAGGGAGGAGGAGGAAAUAAAGAGGAGGAGAAUACAGAUCAUUGCUAAACUGGGAAAAAGUAAAUUGGAAAUAAUUGGAAUAUCAAGAGCAGGUGAAGCUGAUGGAGCACUGAGUUUCUUACAGCAGUAUUGGGGCUUGAUAAUUCUAAAAUCAGGCUUUGCUUAUUGCAGACAAUCAGCUGAUGGAGCACAGACUUUCUUACAGCAGUAUUGGGGCUUGAUAAUUCUGAAAUCAGAAUAAUUUUGAUACCCUAUAUGUAUGGAUAACACUAUAUUAAAUAGGAAAAAGUUUUUUCAGUUUUACCUUUAAUAAUUUCUACACACCAAGUGCAAGUAAAGAAAAUGAACUCAAAAUAGAUUCACAAACUAGUCCUGAUUGUUAAAAUGCCUGAUAUGUUUAGGAUUUCAAUACAUUUUUAGAAUUAAUAAAACAAAUACUGCUAGCAGUGGCAUACACACAAUCCAUGAGGCCCCGAUGCAAAAAUUGAUCCGUGGCGCGGCCCUCCACCCCCCCCGGCGCUUACUCUGCAGGGGCCGGUGACGCUACACAUGGCGGCGGGCACCACCGCGGUGUGCCGCCAGUGCAUACAGAUACACUUAAAGGACCACUAUAGGCACUCAGAUCACUUCAGCUCAAUGAAGUGGUCUGGGUGCCAGGUCCCUCUAGUUUUAACUGUGCAGCUGAAGACAUAGCAGUUUCAGAGAAACUGUUAUGUUUCACUGAGGGUUAAUCCAGCCUCUAGUAGCUGUCUCACUGACAGCCGCUAGAGGUGCUUCCGCGAUUCCGCUUGACGUCCAUACGAAAGCAUUGUGUAAUGUUUUCCUAUUUGCGGUUUGAAUGCGCGCGUUACUAACACUCACUAACACACUUACUGACACUCACUAGCAGACACACACAAUAACACUCACGACACACACAAACUAACACACUCAUUAACAGACACACACACACAGUAACACACACACUAACACACACACUCACAUUUUGUUUUUUAUUUAAUCCCCCAGCCUCCCUACCUUUGGGAGUGCUGAGGGGACUCCUGCUGUCCCUGGGGUCCAGUGGGGCUGCUGGGCGGUCCUGCAGGCGGCGAGGGAGCACUCUCCCCUGAGUGCUCUCUGCCCAGCUCCCUCACGCGCACCACUAACUGAUGCUGGAGCCAGAAUAUGACGUCAUAUUCCGACUCCUGCAUCAGUGCGGUGCGCGCGAGGGAGCUGGCCAGAAAGCGCUCAGGGAGAGUGCUCCCUCGCGCGCCCACAGGACCGGCCGCCCGCAAAGUGAUGCCACUGCCAGUCUGGGCCCCCCAGGAGAAGAGCCUGGCAAAAUGUGGCCACACUGGCGUGCAUACCGGGUCGCAGGGCGGCCAUGCCCGGUCGCAGCCGCGACCCGUGCAACCACGGUGUGUACGCCAGUGACUGCUAGGAUGGUUUCCAAAAAUGUGCAAAGUUUGGCAUGGUGAAAUUACAACUUUUAUAAAGUGGUUACAGAUUUAAAACUGCAUCCCCCAGGCUAUGUAACUAAGAGCAUUUUUUAACUAUUUACUCACAAACCUAGGUCACAAUAUUUAUUUUUUGUGUUUUCUUUUCACGAGUGUUUUAUCAUGAGGAAUUUCACAGACCACGCAUAUCCCUGUAAUAUCUGUAUUCUAUUACUGCUCUCAAUUACAAUGAUACCCCACAUAUGUACCUUUUACCCUAAUCUUGUCUCUAAUCCAACCCUUAAACCAACCAUUAACCCUACUCAUAAUCCAACCCGUAAUCCUGCCACUAAAACAGGUCCUGGGGAUCUCCCUGACAAUGUGGGGGGGACAACAGUAUAUUUAAAAUUACUACAGCGGCGCGUGAUUGCUCCGUCGUGGUACUCAAUUCAUAUCAAUUUAAAAGGCCAGGUGCAGCACUUACUUUGCAUAUAGCUCUUUUGUCAGUCUGGAGCCAAAAGAUACCUUUGAAACAGGCUGGGGGCAGACUCAAAAAUACUGCGGCUGAGCGAGAUCAGCCACAGUGUUUAAAACAAUUAAACAAUUAAAGGCCUAUACAAUUAAAGGCCUCACUUACUUUGAGCACUGCAUAUAGCUAAGCUAAGCUAACUGUGGCCUCACGUGACAGAGGGGACCCCCGCUGGUACCUUUACUACAUGACGAUCUGUGCCGUCAAGGGGUGUUAAAUCCCUGCACUGCGUGACGGCAUAGACAGUCACGUGGUAGUUAAUGGGUUUAUAUUGUUCCUCCCUAAGCAGUUUAUAUAUCAGUUUAUACCAUGUACUGUAAAAGGAUUUUUUCUGUUUAUGAUUGAAUAUCCAUGAUGUAUUUGCAGGGACAAAGGACAAGUUACAGUUACAUUUGCUGAUCUACUAGCCAAAAUGCGAUUUGAGGAAAAACAGUUUGUGUCACCAGAAGCCUUUUUGACUGCCUUUGGAUAUAUCCAUCCACCAUUUAGAAGACGGGAUCAGCAAGACGCUCAUGAAUUUUUGAUUUACACACUUGAUUCACUUCAUGAGGAACUGGUAACAAUGGGCAAGGUAAAUAUUUCAUAGAAUAAUUACUCACAUGUUAAAAGAGAGCUUGUUCCCAUCUUUAAGGCAACACUUUCAUCUUAUGGUCCUUUAAAAGGUUUCAGUCUCAUAAAUCCACUGUAUUUUUUUCAUUGUCCAAAUCUAUUUCAUUUUGUUAAAAAGCAUUUUGCUGUUUUCUGCAGCAUGCGUCCUUAUCCAUGCCCCCAUUUUCACAUAAUAAAGUUUAUUUGCUAAAUUGAGAAAUGUCAGUGAAUUUCAAAUUUAAGGCUAAAACAGAUGAUUCUCCAGUUUGGUUAUUGUGGUCUGAAAGGAACAUUCUAAGCACCGAAACAACUUUAGCUUAAUCAAGUGGUGUAGACCAUGCGACUACAGUCCCACUGCUCAAUUCUCUGCCAUUUAUGAAUUAAAUCACUUUGUUUAUGCUGCCCUCGCCACAACUCCAUGUCUGUGAUUUUCAAAGAUAGAUAAUAACUUCAAAAGUAAACACACUGCUGUAAAAAUGUAAACACACUGUGCUGUAAAACUUUCGCUCCUAGCUUGAUUUGCUUCAUUAAGCUAAAGUUGCUUUUUUGCUUAGAGUAUCCCUUCAUAUUAAGAUCCAGGACUAUCGAGUCCUGAUAUAUAAUCACCCAAAUGAUUUUUAAUUUUUUGGGUGGGUGAAAGUUUUUUAAAUGGUAAUUAUAAACAGGCUGAUGUGGUUAUGGUGCAAGGAUAUAGUAGUUUCUACUGAAAAUGCUGCUGGCUCCUUUCAAUUGCCCAGCCAGGCUUUAUAAAAAAAUUUUGCAUGUGCAUUGCUAAACAGUGAACUAAAAAUGCUAAUUGGCUUUCAGAAGGGGAUUUAUCUUUUUUUUGGUGUUGUUUUUAGAUUAAUUUUACUAUAUGGAAAUGAGCCGGAGAUUGGAUAAGACAAAACACAGUUUUCUAAAGCAGUUUACACAAGAUGCACUUCUUAUCCUGAGAGUGGUGUUAGCAGGUUCUGUUGUUGAUUUUAAUACCCUAAGGGGUGAAUAAGUUAUGUUUUUUACUUGCACAGUAUAUGCUUUUAAGAUCUUUGUUCUUGUUCAUCAUGCUCUGUUUUAAUGUGAUUUCCUUUCAGAAGUAUCAUAUGAAAAGCAUUCAAUUUUGGUCUUGAUUUAUGUGGAGUAAUUGAAGCCUUCUUGAUUUGUCCUUUGUAGCAUUAUAUAUUGCAAACACAAACUUCCUCUCGUUUUGUAGGCUAGCAGAAGGAAAGCAUUAGUGGCACAAGGAAGCAGUAGUAACUGUACAGAUAGUAACUUAUCCGAGUCUUCAAUCAUCACCCGAUUACUACAGGGAGUACUCAGACAUGAAAUAGUUUGCCUGAAGUGUGGAAGCACAAGGGAAAAAAAGGAGGUUUUCAACGUUUUAUCUCUUCCUAUUCCCAGUGGAAACCAACCAUCCAUACAGGUAAGGGUAUCCUAUUCAUUCACAUCUUCCAAGUUUUACAUCACUUCUACCAGUCCUGAAAUUACAGAUCUCUUCCCACUCAAUAUUAUGAUCUAUUACAUUUAUGAAUUUAGCGGGAUGAUAAAAGGGGUUCAUUCCUAUUCUUUCACACAUUAGACAGUCAUAUCGGAGAUUAUGAGGGAAUCCCUGUUCCCCAGAUGGAGGCAUAAAAUAUUUAAGCAGUGUCCUGGGGUUUCUGUAUAACUGGAAGACCUGUGGGGAUAAAAGUGUUAGAAUUCUAAAUCAAUACAUUUAAAUCUUUCUGCCUACCACUCAUGUCCCUAAAUAUAUGUCCUUUGGUGACCAAUUCAAAAGCUGUUCUACUGGAGAUUUUCCUUGGUUUUCCAGAUUUGCCUUGACUACAACAGUUAUUUCUAAAAGGCUACUCUAUUCCUUCAAAACCUGCUUGCUCAAGUGUAUAGGGGUUAACUGCAUGUCCCUGUGGGCUUAUUGUAUAAAUCUUCUUUUGGGAAGCAUUAGAUUGGCUGAGAUGAGCAAGACUGAUUAUCUCAGCCAGUGAGGCUAAACCCAAGCACGAAAACCAGUGCUUUGUGGGAUGCAAGGUAAGUAAGAUAGGGAACACUAAAGCGUUAUGAAUGCAAACUUAUUCCUAAAGCUAUAAUGUUUGUUUAAUUAAGCAGAAAAUCAUCUUAAUUAAAUGCUAAAAUGUUUUUCCACUUGACAGGAAUGUCUUCAAAGCUACUUCGAACAAGUUACCCUAACAUGGACAGAAAAAAUGUUCUGUUCCUUUUGUAAAAGAAAGCAGGAUACCGCAAAAGAAGUUUGCAUAAUUAAACCUCCAAGGAUAAUAAUAUUCCACUUUAAGAGGUAUAGUACUUAGGAUAUUUCGUUUGGGGCAGUUAGGAUAUUGCUUAUCCUAAUUUAACUCCAAGCACCAUAAGCACAACAACUUUCCAGGACUGCCCUGGAGCCACCCCAAUGUAAGCAGUCAAACUGUUUUAAUGAAAUAAAAUAUAACCUUUAAUAAUUAUGUUAAAAGAGAUAGUGUCCAUAAAUGAGUAAAUACUUGAAAAUUCAAAAUAUAAAUAUACAACGCUAAAUGAAUACACAAGCAUAGAACAUAGGAAUGCCUACUAGGUAAAAGCACUAAAUAGUAAGCUGAUCCUUUGGAUAUGACACUGAGAGUUAGCUGAUAUUAAUAAAGUAUCAGUACAGAGACAAGGAUACAUUAAUAGCAAAAACUAACAUAAGGACAACUGUAACAGGAUAUGUUUCCUAAGCCACUGUCUAGUAUGAGGCUAAAAACAAUUGGUAAAGAUGAGUACAGAUCGUCACUCAAAAGGUUAAACUUAUGCUACUAAUAAGUAACACCUAAAACUAAAGGAGAUAAAAUACACCUUUGAGUUAUAAUAGUCUACAUAUAUAAUGUUGCACUAAAAUAAGUGAAACAUUAAGAAUACAUAUACACAGUGCAGCAGGUACAGAUAUACCUGCACUAAGAACAAUGUCAGUCUUAAGUAGAUACACUAAAUAAAAUCAAAUGCCGAUAUAGCAGAUGCUAUAGGAUAUUGCAAAAAUACUUAUAUCUGCUUUUGGUCAGAUAUAUGCCUAUUAUACACACUGACAAAUUAUUUACAGAGUGUUGCAAAAUACUUAAAUCGGCUAUUAAUCAAAUAUAUGUCUGUUAUUAAUGCUGAGAAAUUAUUAACAAGGCAAAGGCUGCUUGGUAGUAAAGGUAAAAUCGGCAGGUUAGGUCUGAUACCAUAACUAUUAUUACAGAUAAAGGGAGGAAAAUAGAACAGCCUCCGCCCACCCAGGCAAUAACAGGAUAAAAACCCGGGAUCCAGAGGGUUGUGUAGUAUAAGCUGGUCCAAAGUACACAGUAGGUGUUGUAAUGGAUCACCGAGAGCCCUUAUUCAUUCAGCCUUGUAUAUUUAUAUUUUGAAUUUUCAAGUAUUUACUCAUUUAUGGACAUUUAUUUAUCUCUUUUUAACAUAAUUAUUAAAGGUUAUAUUUUAUUUCAUUAGGGCACUCAGUUUUUCCUUCUCCCCCUUUUUUUCUUACUACUUGGGUAGUUUUUGAUGGGUUAACCCCUUUAUGAGUGUAUUCCCUAAGCUUCCGUCUCCUCAUUUUUUGUUCGUCAAACUGUUUUAGAAUAAUUUGACUUCUUACCUGUGGUCUGCUGGGCUGCGCUACUUGCCUCACAGAAUCAGAAGCUGUAUGCCUGAGCUAUGCCUGGUUAUGCAGGGCUUAGCUCAAUGACUCAGAGUGAUCAGCUGAUACCAAUCAGCCAAUGAGCUAGCCUGAAGCAGAGCCUAGCUCAGGAAGAAAAGUGUUACGAAGUGCGUACCAGGUACUGGCUUGACAUUUGAGGCUGAUGCAUUACUGGCAUCAUUACCAUUAUAAAAUACUGCAAAGGUUAUGGUGCUUAGAGUGUUCUUUUAAUUGUUAUAAAUGACCAGGAAUUUGUGUUUAAUAAGUACAUUCUGAUAUUUGAAGCUAAACAAUAGGUCAAAAUGCAAGCAAAUAAAGUUUUGGUUGAUUUAGUACAAAACAUAUACCAAAUGUAGAUUCUAAGUCUGCUAAACCUGCUUUGUUUUAUGCACUGAUGAGACAUUAUCUGGAUUAUACUGGUCUGUCAGCACAUUUCACAAAAAUGAGCAGAGGAAUGCACAGUAAAGCAUUUGGUAAUGUUUUGCAGUUUAUUAAAAAGGAGAAAUAUGCUUACACAUACACACCCCAUAUUAUCACUGCCAUGCAUAGGCAUAACUAGAAACUACAGGGCCCCAGUGCGAAAAUUGCCCUGGGCCCCCCACUCCAGGUGUCUCAUCCUCCCCCCCCCUCCCAUCCCACCAUGUGUCUCAUCACCCCAUGUGUCUAAUUCGCCCCCCAUCAAUUCCAUGUGUCUCAUUUCCUCCUCCAAGCCCCUCCACGUGUCUCAUUUCCUCCCCACCAGCCCUUCCAUGUGUCUCAUUCCCUACCCCCAACUCUUCCAUUUGUGUCAUUCCUUCCCCCCAGCCCCUACAUGUGCCUCAUUCCCUCCCCCCUGAUCUUCCAUGUAUCUUAUUCCAUCCUCAACCCCAGCCCCUCCAUGUGUCCCAUUCCCUCCCCCCAGCCCUCCUAUGUGUUCCAUGGAGACCAUUCAAACUUCUUUCCCUUCUGGUUUGGAUUGGCAGGAUUGAGAGAUUCUCGUUUUAAAAAGGGCAUUCUUUCAGGCUCUCCAUUGCCCUCUGUUGGUGGAAACUGGAAAAUGCAUUGAUUUGUAUAAUUACAAGAUGCAAAUUAGGAAAGUGCAAAAAACUGACAAGUUGCAUCUAUAUGUCUCUGUUUUCUCAUAGUUUGGAAAGUUACAUUGUUAUAUAUUUCAGGCAUUAUUAUUCUGCUUGUCCUUUGCAUUAUGUAUGUUGUUUAUUUUUUUAUGGUUUUCGGCAGAUGCCUAAGGACUAGUUGGCAGGGAUCCUGGUAACAGAGUCUUCAGACCUGUUGGCUGGCUGUAUGGUCCUCUUAGCAUGGGACAUAGUCGAAAGAACUAGACUUGAGAGUCGCAAGUGCCUUUAUAAAGUCAGGAGCAAUCACAGUGCAGGCAGAGGUGGAUACCUGUCUAGACGGAAAGCUGCAAAGGAAUAGGCAGAGGUGGCAGGGCCGUCUUUCCGCAUGGGCACACUGGGCACUUGCCCGGGGGCCCCAGAAGCAAGGGGGCCCCAGCGCGAUGCCCAUGUGCCCAGGCCAACAGGGGUGAUCUUAUGAUCUCCCCUGCCAACCCAUGGAGAGCCGGCCCUACUUACUUGCUUAUAGAUAGGACCUAGGGCUACAUGAGAGGGAGCAUCUGGGAGGCAGUUCCUCCCACGAGCAUGCUAGUCUGAGCUCUGACACGAUUCUGCUCGAGGGAGGAGUGAAGACAGUCUGCAGCCAGAGGAGCUGCAGGCUGUAAGGUCUAUAGUACCACCACUGGACCACCAGGGUUGGCUGUGUCCCCAAUCCUUCACCAAAGGUAAGAUGAAGGGUGUGGGGGGGACAUAAGGCUUUAAAAAAAAAAUCCCUAUGCACCCCCCUUCACACACAGCACUCACUACACACACACACACACACACACACACACACACACACACAUACACUGCACCCCUCACACACACUGCACCCCUCACACACACACACACACUGAACCCCUCACACACAUACACUGCACCCCUCAUACACACAGCACCCCUCACACACACAGCACCCCUCACACACACAGCACCCCUCACAACCAAUGCACCCCUCUCAUACACAGUGCCCCCAUUCACACACACACAGCACUCCUUACACACACACACAGCACCCCUUACAUACAUAAACUGACCCCCGCACACACACAGCACACCUCUUACACACACACUGCACCCCUGAUACACACACACACACACACACUGCACCAGUCAUUGUCUGUCUGUGUGUAUUCAGCAGUCUGUGUGUUUGUAUUGUAUGAAUAUAUUGUAUUUGUUGGAGGUACCAUUAAGCAUAAGCUUAAUUUUAUUGGUAAUUAAACAUUUUUUUCCUGUGAGUGGUUGUGUAGGCAGGGUUCCAGUGCACUGCUUUGUUGUUAAGAUGGCACUGAGAGGGGGUGAUCCCUGCCUGGAAGAAGAAAGCUGCAGGUGGAAGAGCUCCAGAGAGACCUCAGUCAAACUAUGGCGACUGGGGCUAAAACGUUCCAGGUUCCUUGAAUUAGCUAGGAAGUAGACUAGGUGGAGGUACUUGGUCGGAGUACAGGAGCUAUGUCACACACACCAGUCCCCCAAUUUAUCUAUAUGUCUGUAUAAAGAAUAUCCUGUUCAGCAGUGGCGUACACACGAACCAUGGGCCUCCCUCGGCGCUUACUCUGCGCGGGCUGGGGCCGCUACAUAUGGCGGCAGGCACCUAGUCGCAGAGCUGCGACCCCUGCGACUGCGGUUUGCACGCCAGUGCAUGCAGAUACACAUACACUUAAAGGACCACUAUAGGCACUCAGAUCACUUCAGCUCAAUGAAGUGGUCUGAUUGCCAGGUCCCUCUAGUUCUAACCCUGCAGCUGAAAACAUAGCGGUUUCAGAGAAACUGCUAUGUUUCACUGAGGGUUAAUCCAGCCUCUUGUAGCUGUCUCACUGACAGCCGCUAGAGGCGCUUCCGCGAUUCCACUGGACGUCCAUAGGAAAGCAUUGAGUGGUGCUUUCCUAUGGGCAGUUUGAAUGCGCGCCCGCCGCUCUUACCACACAUGCGCAUUCGGAGCUGAGAGGCGGAUCGGGGCGGAGAGAUCCCCAGCGCCAAGGGAGCCCGGUGCUGGAAAAAGGUAAGUGCUGAAGGGGUUUUAACUACACACACGCACUCUCACGUAUAGACGCAUACAGACUAGCUAACAGACACUCACACUCAGUGACAGACACACAUACACUCUCACUGACAAACACACACUCACUAACAGACAUAAACAAACUAACACACUCAGUAACAGACACACACAGUAACACACACACAAACUAACACACACACACUGACACUCACUAGCAGACACACAAACUAACACACACAGUAACACACUCACUGACACACACACACUAACACACAUAUACAUACGCACAUUUUUUUUUAUUUAAUCCCCCAGCCUCCCUACCUUUGGGAGUGCUGAGGGGAUUCCCUGGGGUCCAGUGGGCCUGCUGGGCGGUCCUGCAGGCGGCGAGGGAGCACUUGAGAUCCCCCUGUUUAGCUCCCUUGCGCGCUGCUUACUGAUGCCGGAGCCGGGAGCUGGGCAGAGAGCACUCAGGGGCCCGCCCACCCUAGGAGUGAUGCCACUGCCAGCCUCAGGGGCCCUUAGGUGGCCAGCUCCUGGUCCCCCCAGGCAAAGAGGCUGGCAAAAUGUGGCCACACUAGCGUGCAUACCGGGUGGCAGGGCUGCCGACCGCGGUAUGUACGCCAGUGCUAUUCAGCAAGUAUGACCCUACAUAACUUUGUGUUAUUUGAAUAGAUAAGCAUAUCACAAUUCGCACUUCAAGAUCAUUUAUAAAAUGAUUAAAGAGAAAUGGACCAGUGCCAAAACCCUGAGACACUCCACUUACACUUUUUCCCCAACUUCUCUGUCUUUAAGACAAUGGAUGGUUCAUCCAAUAACAAAUUUUUUUAAUUAAAUCAGGGGUCUUAAAGUCAAAUUAUCUAGGGGCCCCUGGCAUACUUGUGAUCUCUCAUGGGUGUCACAGAGCUGUACUCCCAUUCACACCCAAAUCCUUACUCCCAUACAGAUAGCUAAACAUGUACAUAAUACACACACCCCAUUAACAUCUGUAGCGUGACCAAGUUCUCAAUGUAGGCUACUACCCUGCAUUGUGUGCAUCUCCUAACCUCAUCAUUGAGGUUCCAGCAUUCAACUACAGAAUGCAAGGACUUUAUUAAAUGAGGCUGGCAGAAGCACAUAGCUUCGUUAGUCACAGCAAAUAAGAGCAUGGCCAUGACCCUGUUACUGACCAAACCACUAGUAAAUUGGACAUAGAUAUGACCAUGACUCAAAGUUCCCGCUCUAUUCUGGUAUGGGUGGUCGCAGGCUAUAUUAAACUAUUUAGGGGGCAAGAAAUGGCUUUGGGCCUGUACUUUGUGACUCCUGAUUUAAACAAACUGCUUCCACUUUCUAUAGUAACCUUUUUGUCUGAAACCGUAGCAACUGCCUUUCCAAAUUCAAAGGGGAUCACGUCCACUGCAGCACCCAGAUAUAUUCUAAAUAUCUACUCACUUCAUUAAAGUGACACUAUUGGCACCCAGAUCACUUCAUCUCAUUGAAGUGGCCUGGGUGCAGAGUCCUUGUACCCCUGAUCCUGCAAUGUAGAACAUUACAGUUUGCGAGAAACUGCAAAUCAGGCUCCCUCAUCGCCAUCAGAGGAGCUGGAGAGCAAUCCAGCGUUGAGAGACCUCGGUGCUGGAGUGGGGUUAGUGAAAAUAGGGUUAUUUAUAAGCGUUUAUUUGCUGGAGGGGGUGGGGGCUGCAGGGGCAAAGCGACACUAUAGUGUUAGGAAUACAGUUUUGUAUUCCAAACACUAUAGAGUUCCUUUAAUUUAUGAAUUCACUGCAACUAUAACCACUACAGUGAGAUACAGUAGUUAUGGUGCAUACAUUGUAAUUAUAAGUGUACUUUCCCAAAAUACUGAUAUGCCAUUUUUCUCACUACAGAUUUGAAUAUCAACGUAACAUAAAAAGGAAACUAAGAGCAAAUAUCACGUUCCCUCUUAAGAAUCUAGACUUAUCUCCGUUUUUUUCACCAAGUGAAGAGAAGCACCCACAGUAUAACCUUUAUGCAGUGGUGGUAAGGACACACAUCUUUAAAAUAUCAUUAAAAUGUUGGCAUUUUUAUGAAACAAUUUAGGGGUAAAAAUACAUUCAAUGGAUUAAAAAUUAUUUUAAAGGUAAUUAUAGGGCAAGCAAUUGCUAUUUAGUUAAAAUGGGUAGUAGAAUGUUAUGUCAGGUGUAGUUAUCUGGCCAACUGAUGCUCAACCUACCUUGCAUUCUUCUCAGAUUUCUUUGUGUGAACCUCCAGUAGCAGGCAAAUUAGGCUGAGCGGCAGGUGGUCAGGUUACAGUACUAUUUGUCCCAACAUGCCUCGUCAGUAAAAUUAAAAAAAAAAUUUUUUUUUAGUUUCAUUUUUUUUUUUAAAUCAUUGCAUUUCCUUAAAUAAAAAAAACCAAAAACAUUCAACACGCAAAAAGUAAAAAUAUGCUAACAGUUAUCCUUUAAAGGGACACUAUAGUCACCCAGACCACUUCAGCUCAAUGAAGUGGUCUGGGUGCCAGGUUCCCCGGGUUUUGACCCUUCAUAUGUAAACAUAGCAGUUUCAGAGAAACUAUGUUUACAUUGCAAGGUUAAUCCAGCCUCUAGCGGCUGUCUUCCUGACAGCUGCUAGAGGUGCUUCUGCGCUGCUGGAUGCGAAAAUCGCAUUCAGCGUGCAGAACGUAAAUAGGAAAACAUUGAGAAAUGCUUUCCUAUGGACUGUUUGAAUGCGAAUUCCACUCCACUCGUCGGCGGGGGAGCCCAGCGCUGGAUUAAAGUAAGUAACUAAAGUGGUUUUAACUUCUUCAGCGCCAAGGGAGGGGUGACCUGAGGGUGGGGGGGACCUAAGGGUUAUAUAGUGUCAGGAAAAUAAACUUGUUUUCCUGACACUAUAGUGAUCCUUUAAUUAAAACGGGUCUUAGUUUGGGAUGGUUAGUAAACUCUGAAAUAUAGAGAACUGAAAUGUAAAUAGCAUAUAUAAUAAGGCUAAAAUAACCAGUGAUAAUUUAAUAUUUUUUAUUUCCAGUUCAGCGGUUAUAGCCCAUGUUUUUCUAUAAGCAUUUUCAUUCACUGAUAAUCCAGUUCUGUGACACUAUUUCCUAUAUUGGGAAGAGCUGGAGAUUUUGCUAAGGAGAUUCCUUGCUGUCUUAUAGAAAACACCACAAAGAGGCAGUGCUACUGAAUCCUGGUGCUUGUUCUGUAGUACAUUCAAAAUAUAAUGCUUAAACAUUAGCCUAGCCAUUCUAUAGUGACUGUUCCUCAGACCAGAAAGGCCUAAUUAAUUUUAGUGGGAACUCUUUUAGAGAAACUCCAAUGAUUGCAUUGAAGCACUAAGACAGACUCUAGUGGCUGUCUACCUGAAAGCCACUUGAGGUGCUCCCAGAAUCUUACCAGACUAUCGGCCACCUAACUGACGCUGGACGUACUCACACCCAUUAUCCGUUAAAUCCCCAUAGGAAAGUAUUGAAUCAAUGCUUUCCUAUGGGGAGGGCCUACUGUGCUCGUGGCGCUUGCCGCGCAUGUGCGUUAGCCCCCCUUCCCCAUCGGAUUACAUAGCUGGAAGCUUAGAGGGACCUCAGUGCUAGAAUCAGGUAAGUGUUAAAAAGUUUAUUUUUUUUCAACCAUUUAUCUACUGGGAAGGGCGCGAGAGAGGGCAAGGCAGAGGGAACUAUAGUGUAAAGAACAUAGAAGAUUUUUCUUAAAAUUGAAUUUCUUCUGGUUUUCAAGAUACUAACCUUUUUCCAAACAGGGAAACCAUUAGCCUGCCUUCGAGAGCGUCAUCUCAGUUGUUUGACCUGCCUCUUUUUGGGAAAGCCUUGAUGACUUUCCCUAUGCCUGGCACAGCCCCCCUGAUGACAUUGAUGUGCUGAUUUUAUUACCAGCACAUCAGUCCAUUGAGCAGAGUGACGUCUGACACCACUCUGUUCUCUUCUGGGUGGAGGGCAAAGUUCCUACAAGCCGAGUUCAAGGAAGUGUGCAUUUGAUUUUGUUUUUAUUUUGUUUUGUGUACUGGAAAGAGGGGUCAGGGAGCUUCUAGCAUAGGAACAAGUAUCUCUCAGUACAGUGUUUCAGAGCGAUGCCAUGACACUAUAUGUAAGACCUUGGAAUAUGCCUAUGCCUAAGUCACCCUGUAACCAUUAUAGGUGCAGGCAGGGGCGUACCUAGAGCAUUUGGCACCCGGGGCGGAUCCUGUGCUUGGCACCACCCCAACCCAAAAAAAAAAAAAAAACCUGUAAAAAAUGUUAAAGGUUUUCUUUAAUUAAUCCACACUCCUUAAUUAACCCAUACCCCUUAAUUAAUCCAUACCCCUUAAUUAAUCCAUACCCCUUAAUUAAUCCACACUAAUUCAUCCACACACCCUUAAUCCACCCCCCUUAAUUGAUACACACACCCUUAAUUAAUACAUACUAAUUAAUACAUACUAAUUAAUCCACCCCCAUAAUUAAUCCACCCCCCAUAAUUAAUCCACACUAAUUAAUCCGCCCCCAUAAUUAAUACACCCCACUUAAUUAAUACACCCCCAUAAUUAAUCCACCCCCUUAAUUAAUCCACUACCCAUAAUUAAUUCCCCCCUUAAUUAAUCCACCCCCCAUAAUUAAUCCACCCCCCUUAAUUAAUCCACCCCCAUAAUUAAUCCAUUUACACCCCAUAAUUAAUCCACCCAUAAUUAAUCCACCCCCUUAAUUAAUCCACCCCAUAAUUAAUCCACCCCUAAUAAUUAAUCCACCCCUAUAAUUAAUAUACCACCCCCCAUAAUUAAUACUUCCCCAUAAUUAAUAUACACCCCCAUAAUUAAUCCACCCAUUAUUAAUACACCCCCAUAAUUAAUACACCCCAUAAUAAAUAUACACACCCUCCUUCUCUCUCACCCCCUCAUUUCUCUCUCACCCCCCCUCAUUUCUCUUUCUUACCCCUUUCUCUUUCUCCUCUUUCUCACCCCCCUCCCCCCUACCUGUGUUGUAGCGUGGCCGAGCCCUGUAUGGUCCGCGGGUACAGGGAGCUUUUGUUUCCUGUACCCGGCCGGACUAACAGGAAGUGCACACUGUGUGCACUUCCUGUUAGUCCGGCCGGGUACAGGAGACAGCUGCUCUCUGUACCCGCCGACUAUACAGGGCUCGGCCACGCUACAGAGAGGGAGUGACAGGAGGGAGCGCUGAGCGCUUCCCUCCUGUCAGCCCCUCUCCUCAGGCUGCGCCCGGGCGGUGCGGUCCGCCCUCAUGGACGCACCGCCCGGGCAAAGCUGCAGCCGCCUGAGGCUCUCUGCAGAGCGCUCGGGCGGCUGCAGCAUGGGGGGGCGGCAGGGCUGGUCAUGGCACCCCCCAUCCGGCUGGCACCCGGGGCGGACCGCCCCUCCCUUAGUACGCCACUGGGUGCAGGGUGUGUAUUUAAUUGUUGGGUGUGUUUUAAUUGUUGUUGAAAUUUAAUGAAGAAAUAAUUGCAGGUUCGUGAAAAGUGGCAUAACAGGUCAUAGAAACAGAAUGUGACGGCAGAUAAGAACCAUUCGGCCCAUCUAGACUGCCCAAUUUUUUAAAUACUUUCAUUAGUCCUUGGCCUUAUCUUAUAGUUAGGAUAGCCUUAUGCAUAUGCCACGCAUGCAUAAACUCCUUCAUUGUGUCAACCUCUACCACUUCAGCUGGAAGGCUAUUCCAUGCAUCCACUACCCUCUCAGUAAAGUAAUACUUCCGGAUAUUAUUUUUAAAACUUUGCCCCUCUAAUCUAAGACUAUGACCUCUUGUUGUGGUCCCCUACACAUUGGCUCUGUGAUAUUCGGGCGUCCUUGCAGAUUUUGCAAUUUUGCAAAAACCUUUAAUAGUUACAUCGCCGCUUGGUGUGCAGUGACCUGGGGGAUGGUACAGGGGGAACAUUUUCAAUUUUACUUACCUGAAGCUGUCUCUUGUGACAGCAAGAUUGUGGGAGCCUCCAUAGGCAAUGACUUUUCCUCACAGACACCACUAGUGAUAACUGGGACAUUUGACAAAACUUGUCAAAGUGAUUCCUAUGUUGUCGUAUGAUAUAUUUUGCUCAGUGAGAAUUUCAGUGAAAUUUCAACACAUUCAGUGAAAGUAUUGCAUAAAGAUUUAAUCUUUAGAAAUGUUAUCUUAAUGAAAUACUCCAAUUUUUUGUUUGGGGAAGGUGACACAGCUGCUUUAAGAAGCUUCAUUCACGAGUUACGAGAACUGCAGCCAUACAUGCUUUAGUUGAUGUGCAAUCUUUAGAAAGUUUCGAUAGAGCCCAUCACAUAAUUUAAGAUGACAGUGAUUAUGACAGGGUGUACAGCUUGACAACUACAACAUAUUUAGGCAGAUUUAGGGGAGACGGACAGAUGCAGCACCAUAGAUGAUUGUUUUUGCAGAACCUACACUAAACAAAUAUAUCCGAUUGCAGUGAUUGAUAUAAAUUAUGGAACCUACUACUGACACCCAUUGUGUGAGGGAAUAUUGAAGGGGCUAUGAUGGGCACUGAUGAUUUUUUUUUUUUUUAAAUCCUAUUUGUUCUACUUUUUUCUUUUCAGAAUUGUACAGAACGUACUUGGCUCCAUCUUUGGGCUAUGUCAGGGGGCAUUGAGUUCAUUUCAAAGUGAAGAUAUUUAGAGGUGGCAUUAUGCAAAAAAUGAUUAAUAGUAAUUUUCCUCUGUGAUUUGAUUCCAAAUUACCUGAAUUACUGUUAUUUCAUUUUUUAAUUAGAGUUUGCUUCAAAAGUUCAGAGCUUAAUGAAUUAUAGAAAUGGUUAGCAACAAGACAUUACCGAUUUUAAUAUUGCACAGCUUUCAUUAUUAAACUCAAGUCCUCGAGAACAUCUUAAAGCUAGUUUGAGUUGUAUAUAUAUAAAAAAAAUAUAUAUAUAUAUAAUGAUUAGAGAUUAUGUUGAUGUUUUAACAGUAAAUGAAUCCAUGUGUGCUGAACAACACGAUUGUGGUAAUUUAUAGACCGUAAACCUCUAUCUUAUUUUAUUUCUUAUUAAAGUAUAUGUGUGCAUUUAGAUAAAGCAAACUUGCCAAAAUCUCUGUUCUCUUAUCCAUUACAGAACCAUUAUGGAGAUGUGGAAUAUGGACAUUACACAGCAUACUGUAAAAAUACAGCAACCAAACAAUGGCAUGCCUACGAUGAUAUGAAGUGCUCUGAAAUUGCAGAAGCAGCUGUACAAACGUCCUCGGCAUACAUACUCUUUUACACCAACCAAGCAUUUGGAUUGACAAAAACAUUCACCUCAUCUUCGUAAAAUCAACUGCUGAAGCUUCUGUUGAAAGUUACUUCCUAAUAAAACACUUCUCAUGCACAUGUGAUACAUACUUUUGUAACAUAUAUCUCUUAAAGGGACAUCGAUUUGGGAAAAGUAAACUGUUUGCAAUCUAUAUAAGUUACUUUGCAUUUAUCUCUCACAUGAAUAAAUAUAUACACACACAAUCACAUACAAACAAACAUUAGGCACUCAUAUGACAAUCAAAACAAAUACUUUAUAGUGGUACCAUUUCGCAGAGCACUUGCUCCAGGUAUAAGAGUUAAUAGCUCCCGACUGAUUCCUCUCUUGCAACUACCCUUACCUUUUGUGUCACUUUACCCCACUCCCUCUAGCAUGUAAGCUCAUUGAGCAGGGCCCUCAGUCCCUCAGUCCCUCUGUUCCUGUGUGUCCAAAUUGUCUGGUUACAACUACAUGUCUGUUCGACCACCCACUGUAAAGCGCUGCAGAAUUUGUCGGCGCUAUAUAAAUAAUAACAUAAUGACAAUGAUAAGAAGGUAAAUAGACAGCAACCUGUGCUAUAUUAAAUCAUGAGAACAGACAACUCACAAGGCCCUCGGGCAAUAGGAGAUCAAGGUCCCUCCACCUGGUGCAAGUUUUCUGGCUACUAUUAUUUUCUUCCCCCAUCUUUUUGCAGCUGUCACACAGAUAUUUUGUGCACGCUGUCCAG